This is a messenger RNA of Podarcis lilfordi (Lilford's wall lizard), 62260 nucleotides long. Lineage: Eukaryota; Metazoa; Chordata; Lepidosauria; Squamata; Lacertidae. The record is from the annotation of a GenBank genome assembly.
CUUUAAUUUUUUUUAGGGCCCCCAGGAGAGUGGGGCCCUAAGCUAUAGCUUGUUUAGCUUACACGUAAAUCCGGCACUGCCCCCCUACCCCAAUAAAAUAUUUGAGGGGGUCGCCCCCCAAAGAAAUUGAAUGGUGCAAGUGCGCCGCGUCCUGCGAUUGAUUAUGGAGAAGGGGCUUUAUGUGCCCCCCCCCAUAUUUUAUUCAAGUUGUCUCCUUUGCCUCCAAAUAUGUGUGUGCCGGACGGAAGCUUAUGCAGGUCGUAGAAAAGCUUCCCCUAAUGAAACACAGAGCUUAAAAGCGCCACUUCCUCGCGCUCUGCACCUCCCGCCCGCUUGACAAGCCGUAGCUGCACCGGCGCCCUCCUCUCCCGGCAGUGGAGGAGCGUUCUCCUGAGCAUGCGUGUGCGAUCUCCCGCGCAUGCUCAGUGUCGCCCAGGUCCAAAUUCGCCUCGGUUUCCAGCGCUGGGCGUCGGGUCAAGUCUUUUGGGCGAAUCCCCCCCUCCGCCGCUCCUCCCCCCCCCCGCAGCUGGUUUCCGGUGGGGCCGCGGCGGGGCUCGGCUUGGAGAUUGGCAGGUCUCCUAAGAUGGCGGACGCAGGCGACGGAGCCGGAGGGAUGGCUGGAGCGGGAGGCGCUGCCCCCGCUGCGAAACCCUCGGAGUUGGCCAGGGUGAGAUGCCGCCGCCGCCGCCGCCGCGUGGGCUUGGCAGCCCUGUGGGCUGGGCGCUGGGAGCCUCCCCGUCAGCUUGUGCCGUAGGAAGGGGGGAGUCUGUUCCUCGCGGGUAACAACGCCCCACGUCGCUCGCAUUCACGGGGCUGCCGGCUGCUUCCUUGCAUUUCUGGAAGGGGCUCUUCUCCAGAAGUGCUGGGGGUCUGGCUCCUGCUAAUCCCCAAUUGCCCGCUGCUCUGCAAACGGUUAAUCUCUGCCCCUCUGUCAGGUGUUGGAAGUGGACACCUGCACGGUGUGCCACACAGCAUGCAUGCUCCCGUUUAAAUGACCGGCAAGAAUUAGGACCUUUGCUUCGCGAUCCUUAUGGUGUCUAAAACAGGCGACUUGCUAUGAGCCGCAGCUGUUGUCUUAAAUGUGAGCGUCCCCUCCUCUCUCCCGGUCUUGAGAUCUUCUCUUGAGCCGCGAACAGGCAGGGCACUACCAGUUAAAAUGAGGGUUUUAAUCUAGGGCAGUGGUUGUGAUCAGGCAGAAGAUUUUGUUAUUGUAAAGUUGGGAGAGAGGAAAGGAAGAGGGCUGAGUCCAAAGAUCUUACCUUCUUCCUCCUAAUUCUGGUUGGGCUUAGUGGAUUGUUUUUUUCUUUUUCUUUUUAGGCCACAAUGACACCAAGAAAAGAUUAAGCCACAUCAAACUCACGGGGUCUGAUAUGACAUAGUUCUUUUAAAUAUGUUUAUGAUAGUGUGUGUUUAUUUACAAAUGGCUCCCGUGCGGUGACCAGCAAUGCCAUUCCCCCCCUCCACCAGUUCUCUAGAUAACGUUUUAGUAAAGUACCUAACCCUUUCCAGAUAUAUUAAUUUAAUCUCAUAAACACUUUCAAGGUGUAAGAAACAAAUGUAAGAAACAAAUGUAAUGCUCAGACUGUUCUUUUUUUUUAGUUAAUUUUGGUUUUAUUCUGUCUACUGUCAUUCUAAAAGUGCAUCAGUUUAAUACAUAUUGAUACUGAUGCUAUUGACACGUAAACAGGCAAAAUACAUAGACAACCCAAGGACUUGCAGCUUAACAGUAUGAAAUAACAGUUCAAGGAAAUAGUGGGUUUUCAGGAAGUGCAUAUGCUGUUCUGAGUAAAAGGAACAGCGUAGCCAGAAUUUAUAUGUCGUGUUCCUAGGCAAGACAUUCUUGGAAAUAGUGUGAAACAAAUUUGACAGUAUUUUUCAUUAAAUGAUUUCUUCACGGAAAGGAGUUAAUGUGUAAAAGCCAGAAAUUGAAAAAGAAAGUGGACUGGUAAUAACCAAAUGUGCAGAAUGAUAGGCAGACCUAAAUGUGCAGAAAGAGAAGUGAAAUGAUAGCAUGAGGAAACUGGAAAAUGUAAAAUGGGAGGACUGGAGGCCUGAAGUGAAAAGGAAUAGAGAAAUGAGCAGAAGGUACCUAAAAUGGAUCAUUAUUAUUUGAGUUAGUGCAUAUACUACUUGUUUAGCAUUGACUUUUCAUAUUCAAAAUUGGUUUCAGUUUCUAUUUAAACAAAACAAACUGCAUUCCAGUUCCAGCCAUUUCUUUCUCUUUUGAGCUGUCUGAACUUCCAGAGCAACUAAACUUAGUGAAUACCAUGUCAAAAUGUUUUCCUCUUUAUCAACAGGAAAUGUGGCAGUAUCAUAACCUAAUUUAUUGGCAUAAAGGGAGAUGGGUUGCAGGCAGCCAGGGACAUGUGUUGUCCAACUUACCAUGUCAAAUAAGAAGGGCACACACACAUAUAUUCUGUUUAUUUCUUUAAAGUGCAUGUGAGCGGGAGAUGAUUGGACACGGAUUCAUGUAUUUUUGAAGGGAACUAUAACUUUAUCAACUAUCAUAUGUAUCAGAUAUGGGAAAGGAAAACAUCAAUAGAAAGGCACUCAAAGUGGUCUGGGGUGAUAUUAAUUAUUUGAAUCUAUUCCAGUCUGGGUUGAGGCUUGUGUUUAGAAUAGAAACGGCCUUGGUUGCCUUGGCAGAUGUCUUAUGCUGGAGAAUGGAUAUGGGAAGUGCAAGCUGAUUGGUUCUCUUGUUGCCUUGAGCUCGGGCAGCUCCGAGUUAGAGUAGCUCUACUCCUCCUGGAGGACUCAUCCUGGCAGAUGAUGCUGGAGACUUCUAUACCUAUGGCUCAGAAUGUGCCUCAAAGUUUUCUCAUGUGCCCUGUGUUAUUUACAUCCGUACAAAAUUUUGUUUGUAUGCCACCUUUCCGUAGUUCAAACCACGCUCAAGGCAUGAGAUUGCGAAAAGAAUACUGGUUGGGUUGCAGUGUCAUCAGUACACAGAAGGCAUGCAUGUCUAAUCCAUGCUUCCCUCUAUCCUGAUGAGGCUAUGGACUUAUUGAACUGGUAUUUGAAGAAAGUUUUAGGGUGCAUGAGAAGAACAAGCUGAAGCUUAAUUCAGACAAGAUGUGGGCUGCUCUGGAUAAGGAAAUGAAUUGAUCCAGAUGGGGGUAUGCAACCAGCUCUGAACUAUCCCUGAAGGACAAAAUUCACAACUAGGGACUUACUUCUUAUUUAAAUAAUUCUAAAUAAUUAUAAUUCACAACAGCUGCCCAUAAAUAAACAUUCCCUAGGGGGCUUACAACAAAGUAUCAAAAACAGAAUAUACAAUAAUAAUUAAAACCCAACAAGGUAUAAUUAUUGUUCCAUUUAGAGACGGCAUAAAGCAGUUUACAGUCCAGAUUUAAAACAGUUUUAAAACCUGGGUGAAUUAAAAGGUCUUCAUCUGGUGCUGAAAAAACCACAAAGAAGUUUCCAGAUAAGCUUGUCUAGAAAGGGUUCUCCUGGACUUGAUAUUGUAGAUGGAACCACAUGUUGCAGUGAUGGUGACAGUGGCUAGGAGUUCAGAUUGCCAGUUUAGGCUUGUGUGCAACCAUAUCUAGAGAGGAGGGACACAGUCCUGGCUUCUCAUGUGGUAGAUCAUACUUCUCUAACUAUAAUACUGUAAUUCACUCGGGGGGGGGGGGGCUGCCUCUAAAAUCCAGAAACCUUUGUAGUAUUAUUGGUAUGAAUUUGAUGCUAAAGUGGUAUUAAGUAUUUUAGCUGGUUUUGAUAGUUUUAUGCUUCUCUGGUAUUGCUAUUUAUAUUCCUACAGUUAUUUUAUUGUUGUUGGAUUUUAUCUUUUUGCUAUGUGUAUUGUGGUUUUGGUUUUUAUGGAAGCUACUUUGUGAGAGGACUUAAAAAAAAGAAAGAAAUCUGUUUUAUUGGUUUUCCAUAGUGGAACAGUAAACAGAAAUAAAACAAAACUUGGAGUACAGUUUGCCAAUAUGUCAGUUUCAGUUGGUAAAAUUAAGGUACAUAUGAUUAUAUUUUAAGGUUAAAUUAAGCUUCUCCAUAACAAUACACGUGCUACAGGCGGUUGUAGUAGCAGUACUGCCUUGCUAAUGUAAUCUGUAAACAAUGACCAUGUACUGAAGAACUUAUCCUUCUUACAUUGUCCAUUUAUCACAUUGUCCAUUUAUCCCUCUGCCACGCUGAGGCAAGCAUUCAGAAAGUGCUGUUUUCUACACAUGAGUAAACCAGGAAUGUAAAGAUUUCCUCAUGUUUUCCACCUGACAGCUUUUCCAUUCUGACAGCAGCUAUUGGCUAGGAAACCAAAGCCCAAGAAGUAAUCUCAGAAUUGAUGUUGCCCUCUGAUAUCAGUUUAUGAUAAAUUAUAAUAGAAAUUUCAGAAAAGACACUUUGCCAAAAUUAUUGUGCCGGGGCGCAGUCCUACAACAUACAGAUCUGGGAUCCCAAAGCAUCACACACCCUUCAACAUUUUAGGGAUUGAUUAUGGGUGAUUUGAAAAAGUUUGGGUGGGGUCCACUGCCAAUUAAGUAUAGAGGACCUUUGUCCUAGAAGAUGGCCAACCUUCUCUAACUUUAAUUAACUAAUUAAUCCCAUGUGAAGAACAAUUUUGUAAUACACAGUGGCAAGAGAGAUGUUGGAACCACUAAUGACCCUUACAGAGCAUCUUAACCGUGUCUACUUAAUUAAAUGGGAUUUACUCCCAGGUAAGUAGGUUUAGGAUUGCAGCCUUACUAAUAAUCUUGGAACAUGGGUCUGAAGAUGACAGCAGAUUCCGCAGUUUAUAGCAGCUUUGUUUUUUGAUGUGCACAACACUAGGAAUCUAGUGUUGGAAAUAAUAACAAGUUAAAUAUGAAAUUAAAAUGAAAUACUGUAUCUUAAUAAAAUGUUGCCUGUAUUGAUUUUGUUUUGCAUUUCCUCAUGGGAUUUAAAAAGGAUCGUGUAGACUUGCACAAUAUUUAAAUAAAGUGCUAGCCCGUUUAUUGACUUUUUUUGCAUUUCCUCUUGGGAUUUAGCAUGUUAAUAUUGAUUCUGCUGAAGGCACAUGAUAAGAGUAUAGUUAUUUUUAAAAUACAGAAGUUAAUAAACAAGAUACUUAUUGUCUUUACUGAUGCAAAACUUGAGUAAAAUUGAAGGGGUUCAGAGAAACUACAUUGAAAUUAGACUUUUUCAAUGUUUCUACUUUGCAUUUCCACAUAAUUCAAUAUCAGAAGCUUUUGUAAGAAGCAGAGAACAUGUAUCUAAAUGAAGAGGGGAGGACUUUGCCCUGUCUUUGCUAGUGAGCUUUUCAGUGAGCUUUUAAAAUGAAAAAUAUUACAAGGUGUAUCUCACGUAAUUUAUUUUCUUGCUGAUUUUAGAAUUGUGUCCUCUUCCCUUUUUCAAGUACUGAUUGUACUGUGCAGUGUGCCAGAUAAUUCAGUGAGGAUGGCAGGGUGUUAAUCAGAGAUGGCUUUAUGAGCUAGGAUUGAUUAUAGGCUAUUAUUUAGCUAUUAGGAAAAGGUGCUGCCUUUUCAUUUUGGCCUUUGAUGUUCCACACAUGACUAAUAUGCCUGCAGGUGGCCUAGCAACUUUUGUUGAAUAAUUUUCAAGACUAUUUUAAACCCUAAAAAACCAAGGGCAGACUAUCGAACAGAAUGCGUUUGUCCAAUGAUGAGCCUUUUGUUUGAAAUCUGAUGUGGAGGCCUUGCUCCCAAGUGUUCAGUAUGUUAGCCUGGAAUCAUUUUGAGAUGUGAGGUAGAAUGGUGCAGUGGACUUCGACUGGGAAGAGUCAGGUUUAAAUCUUUGCUCAGCCACAAAGCCAACUGGGUAACUUUGAGAUGGUCAGUCUCCCUCUCAAUCCAGCCUUACAAGGUGGGUAAAAUGGGAAUAGAACCACCAUACGAACAGGAUAAAAAAUUAUCAGCAAGCAGUACUUAAAAUUGUAAUUUGUUGGCUGUUUUAAAUGAUGUAAUUAUUAUUGUUUUACUGCUGUAACAUAGUACUUCAGAUGUUACAGCUUUACAAUUAUGUUAACCUCUUUAUGAAAGAAAAGUUGUAUAGAAUAUAUAAAAACAAAUACAAACACUGUGGAGUUCCACAUGUGAUCUCUGGGCUUGAUGGAAGUUCCGUGGAACAGGAAACAUAUAGCACCUCUCCCUUGGUAGCAGGUCAUGAGAACGUAAGUGUUCUCCUGGAUCACAUCAGGGGUUUAUUUACUCUAGCCUACUCUCAGAUGCCUCAGAUAUACUUAACAACCAAGCAUGAACAAAGUAUUAUUUCCUUAUUGUUUGCCUUCAGCACUUGGUAUUCAGAGUGGCUGAGUGGGGAAUUGAACCAUUGUCUCCCCUGACCCAGUCUGGCACUCUUUCCCAUCCUUGCUAUGGUGAUGUAUAAACCAUUACUUUAUCUGUCUUUUAACAACUGAUAUAUUGGGAUCAGCCGUAUUCUUUUGACUGUGUUGUAACCAGCUCUGGCACCUUCUGGUGAAGAGUGGGUGAGAAAUCAUCAUCAUCAUUAUUGUCAUCAUCAUAAUCAGAAACUAUUCCUUGGUGCCUUUGGGGGAAAUGUUGGUUGAAUGGCAUAUGAGAGUAUGUUUGUAAAUCACGUAUACAUGCUGGCAUCUAAUUUUAUGACUUUUUGUAGCUAGAGUGAUGCUCAACCUGGCUUAAGCUAACAUUGCUGCAAUGGUAGAGCAUGAGACUCUUAAUCUCAGGGUUGUGGGUUUUGUUGGGAAACAGGGGGUUGGACUAGAUGACCCUCAUGGUCUCUUCCAACUCUGCAAUUCUAUGAUUUACAAGUGGAGCAUUUUCCCACUUAUUAUAUUGCAUGCCAGUUGUAAUCCUGUUAUGAACAGUUAUAGCCCGCUAUUAGGAAAGUGUGGUUAUGCUGAUGAAGUUGAUUGUAAUGGGAGAAAUGCUUCUAGAGUAUUGUAUCAUGUGAGUCAUCCCUCUUGUAGCUUCUCCGGAUGCUUCAUAGCUAUAAAGAUCUGAGGGUGGGGGAAGAAAAGGAGGAGCUGAGGACAGCUAACUCAUGCCUGUAGCUCCUGAAUGCUUUUGGAAAUGGCAGCUUCAGAGUUUUUGUCCAGGACUGAAAGAUGGAAACAUAUAUCGCCAGUUCUUAAGCAUCUUCAUUGAUUACCGGCCUCUUUCCAAGUACAAUUCAAAGCAGUUACUUUUCUCUUUAAAGUCCUGUACAGCUUAACUUGAGAUCAUGAUACAUGAAAGAAUGCCUGUUCAUGUGCUCCGAUUAUCCAGGCCCCUCCGCCAAUGUCUAAGUAUACUUUUGUGUUUCUUGCAGUGGUGGGACGAGAAGCUUGACUUCCAUACUGCCUUUCUUCAGCAUCUGGCAAAAGUUGUUCCGGACAUUUAUUUUGAUGAAAUGGAUCCCUUGCCAGAGAAGGAGGAGGAAAUAGCUCAGAUGACCAUACUUUACCCUCUGGAGUGGUAUCUGUUCGGUGAAGAUCCAGAUAUCUGUCUAGAGAAGCUACGGCAGAGUGGCACUCCUCAGCUCUGUGGAAAGGUGUUCAAAGGUGGAGAGACAACAUAUUCAUGCAGGUGAAUAAUUACACUCUUGCUCUUCAGUAUUUCCUACUGUAAUGUGACACAGCAACAUGCAGAUUGCAAAAUAGAUUUGGUGCAUCACGUAUUUCUAAUACGUUUGCACUUUCUGUGGAUACUAGUACAAGGUAAUAGUCAUAUAAGGGCAAGCGAUAACAGGGAUAGGGGAAGAGGGGAGUCUUGCAACUUAAAAUAAAAUGGAAAACAAUGGUAAAAGCAGAUAAACUUCCAUUUAAAAGACAUGGGCACAGCAGCUGGGCCUGGGACAUGGGGAGUUGAGAAAACCCCUGUUACUUACAUCUAGUCCUCCAGCUCCCAGUGAGGUGUAGAGCUGCAGCUGUCUGUUGCUGUUGUAAUGCAUUUGUAGGUGGGGCUUCCCUGGAAGACAACCUGGAAACUUCAGGUAGCGCAGAAUGUGGCUGCCAGACUUUUAACUAGUGUAACUAGGCUGAAUCACAUUAUAUUUAUUUUGCAAAAACUGCAUUGAUUACCUACUUGCUUCUAAGCCCUAUGCAGGAUACUGCCAUUUAACUUUAAGGCCGAAGGUUCAAAUACCUGAAGGAGUGCCUCUCUUUAUAUCAACCUACUGGAGUCUCAAGAUCUGUUUCCUGCUUGGUAGGGGGUUGGACUCGAUGGCCCUUGUGGUCUAUUCCAACUCUGAUUCUCUGAUCUUCAGUUAAGGCUUUUCUCUGUGUACUCUUGCUAGGGGAAGUACAUUAUAUAACAAAAAGGGAGAGAGCCUACUCUGUGCUGCCCUGAGUUUGAAGUACUCUCCCUGUAGAGGCAUGGCUAGCACUGACUUCACGAUUUUUAGGCACUAGGUCAAACCUUUAUGCAUGUUAAGUUGCAGUUUGUGUAGUUCAUGUUGGUUAGUCUGCUAUGUUGUUUUAACUGCUUCUAAAUAGUUUAUAUACCACCUGGUAUCUGUGAGCAUGAAGGGUCUAAAUAUUUUUAAAAUAAUAAAUAUUUUUACAAUAACUUGACUGCUGUUAUAACAUGGUGACUCAGUUUUGAUAGAGAACUGAACCGUAGUUCAGGUGCAUGGAGACAAGUCUUGGUGAGCCUUGGGGCUGCAACAUUUCCGCUUCUUCAUGAACAAGAGAGUGAAAGCUUUUGCCUUUACUUCUGAACAAACUGCAGUUCCAUGUUAAAUAGUUGCACCUAAUAUUUAAGCCAAAAUAUUAAUAUUGAAUUUGUAAUGUUCAUACUUUGACUGAAAAUGAAUAGAGUGUCUAAAACUUUGCUACCAACGUUGCUGGAAUAUGGGAGGUUUGUGGUGUUUUGGAGUGGAUGGUUAUACAGUGGUUUCUUACUUUCGUUGCAGAGACUGUGCAAUUGAUCCAACUUGUGUACUCUGCAUGGAUUGUUUCCAGAACAGCAUUCACAAAAACCACCGUUACAAGGUAAUAAAAUGUAUGCUUCACAAUAAUUUGCUAGAGCAUUUUCUUUUCUUUUGUAAACUUGCUUUUAUUAUUUUAUUAAAUAUAUAAUAAGCAAGACUAAGAGAUUAUUUCAAGAAUUCAAUGAAAGGUAAAGAGACAUAAAAUAGAAAGAAUAAUAUUUUUAAAAAACUUGUACAAAAGAAGCAGUGUGACAGUAUUCCAAGAUAAGAUGUAAACAGCGAAUCAAAAACUCAUCUAAUCAAAAACAGCACCAGAUGAAAUCAAACCUAGAUGGAAUUUCUCAUUUGUGUGACUGUGUUGUUAAACAAGCUACAAAAAACCACCAGACAGUUGUGAAGUCCAGUGGGUCCACUUCCCCUCUGAGAACCUGGGGUUGGUGGGUCAAUUUCUCUGUUGUGGCUAUAAGUAAAGCUUUUUAUAACCAGUUUGUAAUAGAGUACAUAGAAGGGUCUUUCCAGCCUUGAGUCGCGACUAAAGGGGCAGCUGUUAGCAAAUGAGUUAUCAGUAUCUUGCUAUGUAAAUUGGAAUUAUCUCUCACAAAUGUGGAAAGUAAGCACAACCUGGAUAGACCUAUAGAUCUUUGGUCUGGUGAUGGUGCUGAGUUCAAAAACCACUGAGCCUUUCACAUUGCAACUCCACCAACAAAAUGGGAAGUACCCUUUUAGCACAUGGCUUAAACGUACUGAGGUAAAAACCAUUUCUGUAUUUAAUGAAUUUUCCCUACCAGAGCUGAAACUGAAAUGAAAGGUUUAGAGGACCACAUUAUAGACUAUUGUGAGAGAUCGAUUUCUAAGGCUACAUCAGCCUCCCCAUGCUAAUCAAAGGUUUUCAAAGGGAGAAAAUUGAAAGUCUAGAAGCCAGAGCAUAAAGUGUUGAAACAAGUCCCUUCUGAGAACCCUUGGAUACCCUGAGAUUCAAAUCUCUUCAAAGAUCUGCCUCCAGUCUGUAAUUCCUCAUCUUUAAUAAAAUGAGAGAUAUGUUUGAUGCUCAACGAAUCUAUUUUUUGCUCUCGCAACUUGUUGCACAAGGCUAGUUUGUCUACUUCCUUAUAUUGAGGAAGAAAAGGCGAGGGAGUCAGUGAAGAUGGAGAGGAAACCAACUUCCCUCUCCAUCUACACCAGACACUCAGCAUACAACUAGUUUCCCAGGUUUCGCCAUAACAGCCAUAAUCUUGGUUGGCAAGGGAGAGCAGCCAGCCAGGAAGUUGACGCCGGGCUCUCGAUGGCAAUCCAGCAUUUAACGUCAUCAGUGGUUAACUGUGGGAUCAUCUGGCAUAACUGCAUCACAUCAAAAUAAGUUUGUAGGUUGGGGUAGCCCCAUCCUCCUGCUCUUGACUUGGCAAAUGAGAGAUGUAGCAAGUUUUGCUUUACGGGCCUGCAAGAUGAACAUGUUGAGAGCUGAUUGCCAGCCUUUAAUAGUUUUACUUGGAAUUAAAAUAAGGAGCACUUGGAAAAUGAACAGGAGCCUGGGCACAGCAACCAUUUUAACUUUGGCUGCCCUGGGUCAAGAGGUUUAAAUUCCUCCAGGCUCCAAGGUAUUGUUUAAUCUGUUUAAGCAUCGGUAAAAAAUAAAUUUAAGCAAAUCAUCCAAAUAAUCCCUUGUGCUUUCUAAUAAGGGUUAUACAUAGUGAAAUAAGGUUAUGCAAAGACGACUCGAAUUCAUAGGUUUGUUUUCAGGCUCUGAAUAUGUUUUUAGUUACUAGUUUAUGACUUGGGGAGGACUAGUUUAAUUGCUUUCCUAAAUUCCAGACUUCUAAUAAACUUUGACUAGGUGUCUUAGCAGUUGAAUUCUUAACAUAUAGACUGAGAUCUAAAGAACACUGCAACUUUUUCCACUAUUGAGAAGGGGUUGGGGGCUUGUUUUUCUUGAACAGCAGGUUCCAUGUCACAUACCCAAACCAUUUUUGUAAUUGAAGACUUACCAAAUCAAUUUGUGAGAUUGCGUGGGGAUUUGUUGAAAGAAAAAAGUAAAGUGAUAUACCCAAGCCCUUCUACACACCUGCAGUAGCUUUGUAGAUCACAGCGGUUGUUGUGGACAUUGCUCGGACUGCAUUGAAGGUUUGCCUAGCUGGUGACAUCUCGGCCUAUGUCUACCACUGCCUCUCAAUUCACCUAACCUCUGAACAAAAGGAAUUUGGUGAGGAAAGCUAAAAUGGAGGGAAUGGUGGAAGGAGUCAGAUGGGGCAAAGUUUCAGUGCUUGGAACAUGGCAUGUCCAACACAUAGUCAGAAGAGCACCUGGGAAAAUGGGAUGCUGAGUUAUGAUUUUGGCUUCUUUCGAAUAAACCAUAAACUAAAGUUUCCUUAUGUUUCUAAAACACCAGUGAAAACUUACGAUCUCUUUGUGGCCCUGCCAGAGGAGGAGGUAGGGCACCCAAGUUUGAGGCUCGCUAUUGCUCAUACACAUGAUGCUAAUACAUAGUUGAGCAUAGCGUUCUAAAAGGGCUUUGGGUGUAAAUUUUUAUUUUUAUUUAUUUAUUUAAUAUUUAUUUGUUUGUUUGACGGUGUAACAAAACCAACACCCAGAACCUCAAAGAGGUUUACAAAAAGGAUAAAACAAUACAGUCAUUUGUAAAAACAGCUAUUUAAAACAUUCAGAUAAUAAAUGAAAUCAGUGAUAAGCGAAAGACUGAUGAAAAUACAUGGAAACAUUCUACGUAUCUGAGUAGAUUUGCCUGUUUUUAGCAGGUUUGAAAAGAGUACAAUGAAGAGGCCUGCCUUACAUCUGUAGGCAGGGAAUUCCAAAUUGUUGGAAUGCCACAGAGACAUUUCUUACAAAUGUGGAACGAGUAUUAUGUGGCACCUGUAACGGUGCCAGUUUCACAGAAUGAAGUGGUUGAGUGGGAAUGUAUGGGGGAAGGCGACCCCUCAGGUAAACUGAUUCCAAAUCAUGUAGGGCUUUUUGUACUAAUAGUAACACCUUGUAUCUGAUGGCCUUAAUUGUUUCAGAUGCACACUUCUACUGGAGGAGGUUUUUGUGAUUGUGGAGAUACAGAAGCAUGGAAGACUGGACCGCUGUGUACAAAUCAUGAGCCUGGAGCAGCAGGAAGCACGGAAGAGGUAACACACCUGCCUGUAAUAUAUUGGAAAACAGAUAUUGUAAGACCUCACACUUCAUGAUGUACUUGUUGCUGUUAUGGGAGUGUAUGUUAAGAUGAGAGGCGGUAUAAAAAUAUUUUUUAAUAAAUAAAUAACCACUCACUUAUUUUCAGAGUGCUGCAUUUAUAUAUUUUUAAGCUUUUUAUUAAAUUCCCAUUAUUCAGAUUUUUGUAACAACAGUUGGAGGAAGAGUGUUCCUUAUGUUCAACAGAUUAAUAUUGCACAGGAUUUCUUAAUUCAUAUUAGCGUUUUCCCCCCUGUAGAACGUGGAAUGCCAGUUGAAUGAAGAGCUAAUAGCGCAAGCAAGAAAAAUGUUCCCUUCAGUGAUAAAAUAUAUUGUAGAUAUGACUGUUUGGGAGGAAGAGAAGGAGCUGCCUCCAGAGCUCAUAACUAGGUAAGUGAUGUGCUGGAGUUGGUGGCAAGUGUUUUACUUGCCUAUAAGUGGUAAAACCUUAGAAAAUAAAGCAGAGUCAUUCAGUUACUUAGUAAGGAAAGCCAAAAGGACUAGUCAGACUAGAGAGAAGCAUGACAGCAUUUGAAAACAACAACAAUGAUAAGGGACAGGAAGGUAGGAAAGUGACGGUCUGCUGGCAUUAUCUCUGAUUAUCUGCUGAAUUAUCUCUGAUACUACCAAGGACUUUCUUGAACCAUAAUUCAAUAAUGUUAACUUUACAUGGGGAGGUGAGCUCACAUUGUGGAUGGGAAUUAAAUGAAGAACUAUUAAACAAUAUAGAAAUAAGAGAGAAAGGUAAAAAAAUAAUGAAAGAAUAUUUUAAAGUCAACCUCAACCAAGGGGUAGAUGAGAAAGUGGUCUGGGAUGCAAGUAAGGCAUUUCUUACUUCUGAAUCAGUGGCUAUUCUAAUGUAAAUAAGAACAUUAUUUAUGUAAAUCAGAGCUUGAUCAAUUCCUCCAAUUUGAUUGCUUGUUCCUAUUUUACUUAAUGGCUUACAUUUGUUUUGUUGCCCAAUAUGUAUGUUGGAGUUUAUUUUAGUAUUCUCUUGUUAGAAUGACAUUUUGGUUUCCUCCCAGUAGAGAGAAGCUGGACAAAUACUACUGUGUCCUUUUCAAUGAUGAACAUCAUUCUUAUGACCAUGUUAUCUAUAGCCUACAAAGAACUCUUGGCUGUGAGCUUGGGGAAGCCCAGAUAUAUACUGCUGCUAUAGAUAAAGAGGUUGGUAGGAUGCACCAUUCCUGUUACAACUGUACCAUAUUGUAGCCCAGUGGAGAGAGAGCCAAUUGUACUGUUGUGGUCCAUAAUUUGCUUCCAUUACUUAGCAAGGAAAGCCAAAAUGCUUCAUAAGUGGUAGGUGAAAAAACAAUAAGAGUUAUCAGCUAAUAAAGUCAAACCUCGGUUUUUGAACGUAAUCUCUUCUUGAAGACCAUUCGACUUCCGAAACAUUUGACAACCGAGGCGCGGCUUCUGAUUGGUUGCAGGAGCUUCUUUCAUUCAAACGGAAGCUACGUUGGACGUUUGACUUCCGAGGAACGUUCGAAAACCGGAGCAUUUACUUCCGGGUUUUCGGCGUUCAGGAACUGAAACGUUUGAAAACGGAGCCGUUCGACAACCAAAGUUUGACUGUACCCUGUGGUUGUGGGUUUGUCACAUUCCUGCCACUGUGUUCUGUAACAAUUCUGUUUUGGAGAUAAGGGAUUAUUUCCACGGAAGAGAAGAGAGAGGAACAGAACGUCACCAUUUCCCAACAGUAUUGGCAUUGCACUGCCUCUUGGUGGAGCAUGACAGCAUUUUCCUCUCUCGGAAGCAAUAUCACUUGGUGUGCGAUGUUGCUUGUGGCACUCCAUAUUGUGAUCCUACUUUUCCAGGCAGUUAUAUGAAAUAUAUAUUGAAAGGAGUGUCUUUUAUCAAGGUAAAUCUCAGCAGGAAUAUGUAUAUGUAUAGCUGUGUCAUCUAUAUCUAUCUAUAUGUAGAUUUGGGCAAUGAAUCAUGAGGGAAGGAUUCAUUGGGAUGAAUUGGGCCAUACAGUAACUCUUCAGGGUUAGGGCCUGUCUUGAGAGACAUGAAGCUGCCUUACACUAAGCUAAGGCACCCCAUUGGUCCAUCUUGCUCAGUAUUGUCUGCACUGUUUGGAGAUAGCUCUCCUGGGUUUAAGGCAAGCAUCUUUUUCAACCCUACCUGGAAAUGCCAGGAAUUGAAUCUGGGACCUUCUGCAAAUUCUCCAACACUGAGCCCUUACCCAUCCAUGGAAAUCGAGCUACACACCACAACAUUACAACUGGGUCAGUACAAACAAUAUUCUAAAUGCGCCCACACCAUAGGGUGCAUCAGUCUAAUGAAAUCUCCAAAGAUAAAGAGUUGAAACCAUGCAAUAUCAUUAGCUGCUUAUGAAACAGUUGAACAUCCUUAGUUCAGUCUUGCCUUUGUUUACAUAUUGUUAUAAGAUCAAGUUGUGCCAUUACCCGACCUAAAUAUGUCACUUCUUCUAAUUAUUCAGGGCCGGAAGGCUGUCAAGGCAGGAUCAUAUGCUGUUUGCCAGGAAGCAAAAGAAGAGAUUAAGGUAACUUCCUGAAAUUAUGUGUGCUUUUCAAGCUACACUGGCUCCCGGUGGAGUACAGGGUCAGAUUUAAGGUGCUGCUUUUGACCUUUAAAGCCCUUCACGGCCUAGGACCCUCAUACCUACGGGACCGCCUCUCCUGGUAUGCCCCACGGAGAGCCUCAAGGUCCAUAAAUAACAACACCCUAGUGGUCCCAGGCCCUAAGGAAGUUAGAUUGGCUUCAACCAGAGCCAGGGCCUUUUCAACUCUGGCUCCGGCCUGGUGGAACGCUCUGCCUCAUGAGAAUUUGAUUCCCUCCCUCCCUCUCUUUCUUUUUUCUUUUCCUUCCCCUCCUGCGAUGAGGCUACAUUUUAAUAUUUUAAUGUUCCAUUAUUUUAAUGUUGUAUUUUAUUUUUGUUUUUAAGUUGUAAUCAUUCAUCUUGUUUUUAUUAUUGCUUGUAAGCCGCUCUGAGCCCGGCCUUGGCUGGGGAGGGCGGGGUAUAAAUAAAAAAUUAUUAUUAUUAUUAUUAUUAUUAUUAAUGUGUCAAAUAUACCCAGUUAAUACUGAAUAAUUGUUCUGUUCCUUUACAGAUGCAAAGACUUCGAAUCAUUCUUGACCUUUUCAGAUUUUUCUUAUCCUAAUUUUUUUGUAACAUUUAAUCAAUUAAGCUUCAAACACUGUGCUCCAGCUGUUCCAGCUGUCCUCUCUUUUCCUUAGUUGGAAGUACAAAUGGCAUGAUAGAGAAGAUGACAGGAAAAAAGUAGGCAAGAUAAAAGAAUCAGUUAAUAUCCUCUAAUUCUAAUGUCUUUUUUUUUUAAUCUUCUAGAAACAUUCGAACAACGUUUCCCAAGGUCCCCUAAAUGUUAAGGUUCUUCAUGCUGAUAUUAUGGCUCACCAGAAAUUUGCUCUGCGUCUUGGUUCCUGGUUAAACAAACUUAUGAGCUACUCAAGUAAGCGCCUUAAAUUGCUCUGUAUCAUAAUCAAAUGCCGAAACACUGACAAGAGAAUUCUUUCCUUAGCAGUAUAUGCAGGACCAGUCUUUCUUAAAUUUUCUUUCUUUUCUUGUGUGUGUGUUUCUUUGUGGCUGAUUAGCUAGUCUCAAACGUUUGUUGGGGGAGACCUAGGUUUUUUUUGGGGGGGAGUUAUUUGUCCUGUCUUCACGCUUUUUAUGAUGGAGGACCGCUGUAGCCACCCCCAACGACACGUUCUCAAGAUGGAGAGGGAGGGAACAGCUGCAGUCGCCUGCGGUUCCUGCGCAAUGUUUGCCAUCUUGCCAAAGGUUGCAGGCAGCUUUACCUGCAGCAAUUGCAUGUUGAUUGCCCUCUUAGAAGACAAAGUCCAGCAACUGGAGGAACGUGUAGCUACGCUCCAAAGAAUUAGAGAGCUGGAGCUCUUCUUGGAAGCAACAGAGCACACCGUCUCCACCAAGGAGGAGACAGGGGACUCCCCUGAGAAGGAGGCUAGUUCACCAACACAGGAGCCAGAUAUAUGGAGAAACGUGACUCAAAGAAGUAGGAGGCCCAGGGUUCGCUCUGAUUGUUUAGAAAUACACAAUCACUUUGAGGUCCUCUCCCCUAGCAUGGAAGACGAAGAGCAGACUCCAUUUGAGGAUCUCUCCUUCAUUACAGUCGAUCAGGUAUAUGAAGAUGAGCAGCAAAGUCAGUCCUCAGGGAAUGUGCAGGCGACCUUGGAACGGACAGCUCACGGAAGAACCCCGACCAGACCUAAGCGGAGGCGUGUAGUGGUGAUAGGGGAUUCCCUACUGAGGGGAACAGAAGCAGUGAUCUGUGGGCCUGACAAGAUGUCUCGGGAAGUGUGCUGUCUCCCUGGGGCUAAGAUCCAAGAUGUAACUGAACGACUGCAAGGAAUCAUAAAACCCACUGACAAAUACCCCUUCCUCUUGGUUCAUGUGGGAACCAAUGACACUGCAAGCAAUAGCCUCCAGAAGAUCAAAAGAGACUACGAGGCUGUGGGCAGGAAAUCGAAGCAAUUAAAUGCACAAAUUGUCAUCUCAUCUGUCCUCCCAGUUGAACGACGUGGCCCAGGGAGAGAGGAAAAAAUAGUGGAAGUGAACAGCUGGCUUCGCAAAUGGUGUAAACAGGAACGGUUUGGAUUCUUAGAUCACGGACUGCAGUUUCUUGAAGAUGGACUUCUGGCAAACGAUGGGCUGCACCUCACAAUGGUUGGGAGAAAUGUUUUUGCCAAAAAUCUCAGAAAGCUCAUCAGGAGGGCUUUAAACUGACUAAUGUGGGGGAGGGAGACAGUGCUCCUGAAGGUAGGAGUCUAUCAAUUGAUGAAGAUGAUCAUCCAAAUGUCAUAGACCAAAUGGAGCAAACAGCACGCAGACCUAGUGGUGGGAGGAAAAAAUCCUUAAAUAAGAGACACGGGGAAAUGAUUAAUGGACUUCAGUGUCUGUACACUAAUGCGCAAAGCAUGGGAAAUAAACAAGAUGAGCUUGAGCUCUUGGUACAGCGAACUAAAUAUGACAUAAUAGGCAUCACUGAAACCUGGUGGGAUAAGUCCCACGAUUGGAAUGUAACAAUGGAGGGAUACAAUCUAUUUCAGAAAAACAGACCAGACAAGAAAGGAGGAGGAGUGGCGUUAUAUGUCAGGGAUGUGUAUACCUGUGAAGAGAUCCAAGAUUUAGAACCUCAAAGCCAAAGUGAGAGCAUUUGGGUCAAAAUUAAGGGAGAGAAGAAUAACAGUGACCUCAUUGUGGGAGUUUACUAUAGAUCCCCAAGCCAAACGGAGGACAUAGAUGAUGCCUUCCUGGAACAGAUGGCCAAGCAUGCAAAAGGAAGGGAGAUAGUAGUAAUGGGGACUUCAAUUACCCGGAUAUUUGUUGGAUGUCAAACUCAGCCAAGAGCAUAAGGUCAAACAGAUUCCUCACUGGCCUUGCAGACAACUUCAUUGUCCAGAAAGUGGGAGAAGCAACAAGAGGAACAGCCAUUUUAGAUCUGGUCCUAACCAAUGUUGAUGACCUGGUUAGUGGGGUAGAAGUGGAAGGAUCAUUAGGCGCAAGUGAUCAUGCUCUUCUGAAGUUUACUAUACAGCGGAAAGGAGCAGCCAAGCAUACUAGGACUCAGUUUCUUGACUUUAAGAAAGCCGACUUCAUAAAACUUAGGGAAGUGCUGGGUGAGAUCCCAUGGGCAGUAAUACUAAAAGGAAAGGGAGUUCAUGAUGGCUGGGAGUUUGUUAAGAGGGAGAUAGUAAAAGCACAACUUCAGGCAAUACCAAUGAGACGGAAACAUGGAAGGUGCCUAAAGAAGCCAGGGUGGCUAUCUAAAGAACUUUUAACUGAGUUAAGAUUAAAAAGGAUGUGUACAAAAAUGGAAAAGGGGGAAACCACCAAAGAGGAAUUCAAACAAAUAGCCAGCACGUGUAGACACAAAGUCAGAAAAGCUAAAGCACAGAAUGAACUCAGGCUUGCUAGAGAGGUUAAAAGCAACAAAAAAGGCUUUUAUGGGUAUGUUCGUAGCAAAAGGAAGAACAAAGAAACAGUGGGGUCACUCAGAGGAGAAGAUGGUGAAAUGCAAACAGGGGACACAGAAAGGGCUGAACUCCUCAAUGCCUUCUUUGCCUCAGUCUUCUCCGAUAAAGAAAACAAUGCCCGACCUGAAGAAUUUGGAGCAAAUGAUUCAGCAGAGGAAACACAGCCCAGAAUAACUAAGGAGAUAGUACAAGAAUACUUGGCUAGUCUAGAUGUAUUCAAGUCUCCAGGGCCAGAUGAACUGCAUCCAAGAGUAUUAAAAGAACUGGCAGAUGUGAUCUCAGAACCACUGGCAGUCAUCUUUGAGAAUUCCUGGAGAACAGGCGAAGUCCCGGCAGACUGGAGGAGGGCAAAUGUUGUCCCUAUUUUCAAAAAGGGAAAAGAGAGGACCCAAAUAAUUACCACCCAGUCAGUCUGACAUCAAUACCAGGGAAGAUUCUGGAGCAGAUCAUUAAGCAAACAGUCUGUGAGCACCUAGAAAGGAAUGCUGUGAUCACCAAUAGUCAGCAUGGAUUUCUGAAAAAUAAGUCAUGUCAGACUAACCUGAUCUCGUUUUUGACAGAAUUACAAGCCUGGUAGAUGAAGGGAACGCAGUGGAUGUAGCCUACCUUGAUUUCAGCAAGGCAUUUGACAAGGUGCCCCAUGAUAUUCUUGUAAAGAAGCUGGUAAAAUGUGGUCUUGACUAUGCUACCACUCAGUGGAUUUGUAACUGGCUGACUGACCGAACCCAAAGGGUGCUCAUCAAUGGUUCCUCUUCAUCCUGGAGAAGAGUGACUAGUGGGGUGCCACAGGGUUCUGUCUUGGGCCCAGUCUUAUUCAACAUCUUUAUCAAUGACUUGGAUGAUGGACUCAAGGGCAUCCUGAUCAAAUUUGCAGAUGACACCAAACUGGGAGGGGUGGCUAACACCCCAGAGGACAGGAUCACACUUCAAAACGACCUUGACAGAUUAGAGAACUGGGCCAAAACAAACAAGAUGAAUUUUAACAGGGAGAAAUGUAAAGUAUUGCACUUGGGCAAAAAAAAUGAGAGGCACAAAUAAAAGAUGGGUGACACCUGGCUUGAGAGCAGUACAUGUGAAAAGGAUCUAGGAGUCUUGGUUGACCACAAACUUGACAUGAGCCAACAGUGUGACGCGGCAGCUAAAAAGCCAAUGCAAUUCUGGGCUGCAUCAAUAGGAGUAUAGCAUCUAGAUCAAGGGAAGUAAUAGUGCCACUGUAUUCUGCUCUGGUCAGACCUCACCUGGAGUACUGUGUCCAGUUCUGGGCACCACAGUUCAAGAAGGACACUGACAAACUGGAACGUGCCCAGAGGAGGGCAACCAAAAUGGUCAAAGGCCUGGAAACGAUGCCUUAUGAGGAACGGCUAAGGGAGCUGGGCAUGUUUAGCCUGGAGAAGAGGAGGUUAAGGGGUGAUAUGAUAGCCAUGUUCAAAUAUAUAAAAGGAUGUCACAUAGAGGAGGGAGAAAGGUUGUUUUCUGCUGCUCCAGAGAAGCGGACACGGAGCAAUGGAUCCAAACUACAAGAAAGAAGAUUCCACCUAAACAUUAGGAAGAACUUCCUGACAGUAAGAGCUGUUCGACAGUGGAAUUUGCUGCCAAGGAGUGUGGUGGAGUCUCCUUCUUUGGAGGUCUUUAAGCAGAGGCUUGACAACCAUAUGUCAGGCGUGCUCUGAUGGUGUUUCCUUCUUGGCAGGGGGUUGGACUCGAUGGCCCUUGUGGUCUCUUCCAACUCUAUGAUUCUAUGAUUCUAAAUGUCCAAAGCUAUUAAUGAUACUAAAAAUCAUUUUUCAUGUGCAAACAUUUUAUACUAAGGAUUUGCAUCUUACAAAAUGUCCAGAUAUAAAACUCACAGAAGUGUUUGGGAAAUAUUCCCAUUCACUUGAAUUCAAGCCUCAAUUUCCUUGUGUUUUUCUGCGGUACCAAAAGAAAUGCUAUUCUGGUCUUCUUGUCCCUGGCUGACCCAGAAAUAAAUAUUCAAUUAUAUGGUGAUGGCUAGCUGGGGAUGUUCUUGUAGGCCAUGUUCCUAAUUAUCAAUUCAUGUGCUCCUCAUGGCUGCUUUUAAUUCAGAAUAAAAGUGGCUAGCAUAAAUACCACGAGUUUGCUUAAACUUGUUUUAAUAUUAUAUUUUAAAAUUGUAAGCUGCCCUGGGACCUUACGAUGGAGGCAGGGUUGGAAAUUGAAUAAGUAGUCAUAAGUUAUUGGUGUUGUUUGUUCAAAGCUGGUCCAGAAUAACAUCUCAAAUAUGCAAGGCAAUAGUAGUUCUAGAAACUUUACACUCUUAUUUCAAAAGAAAUAAUAUUGAUUGAAAGAUAAACAUGGCAAUACAGGGUCAGCGAUGAGGUGGGGUCCUUGCAAAUGUAAGGCAUUUAUUUCAGAAUAGAGAUACUAUUGUGUUACAUCUGAAGAUAUAUUGGCAAAAGUUUUUUUUAAUCAAAAGAAUACAACUUUUAAGCAGGCCACAAUCAUUCCAAUAACCCAUCCAGAUUAUGUUACUCUAUUUUAGGUGACUUUCGUCAAAUCUUUUGUCAAAUAUGUCUAAAAGAAGAAAUUGAUUCAGAGAAACCUUGUCUUAUAAGCACACUGAUGCUUUGGGAUGCAAAACUUUACAAAGGUAAGUUGAAAUGAUGUUAAUUGAGCUUCUUCACAAUUAGCUGUGAUGUAUUAACCCUUCAGUGUCUGCCACUCAGUUUAAGAUGAGUGAUACUUUGAUAUUUGGAAAUAGUCUGACAGCUACUUUUUAAAUUUUAAAAAAGGAUUGAUGUCUAGGUUUUCAAACAAAUAUGGUUUCCCAACUGGACUAUACUUGGCAAUUGUACAUUUGGCAAUUGUAUAUAUAUUUCGAAAUGUAAGCACUGUUAUUACUUACUCCGUUAUUGAGAUAAACAUUGCAUUUUGUAAAAUGGAACAAAAUAUUCUUAUAAUUAGAUAUUCAUUCUCUUUUUCUUAUGGGAGUAAACAUGAACCGUUGAAUUUUUCAGGAGCCAGGAAGAUCUUGCAUGAACUAAUCUUCAGCAGUUUUUUCAUGGAAAUGGAGUACAAAAAAAGGUUUGCCAUGGAAUUUGUUAAGGUAAUUUAUCUCUCCUGUUACUUUUCACCCUUAUAAUAGCAAGGUAUGUUUUGCAAAGCCUUUUAAAAAAAUUAUUGACUGCAGCUUGCCCAGUGGAGCAGAGCCAUAGCAAUAUGGCAGCAGCAUCACUGCCACUCACUAGGAGGCAGAGGUGAGAGAGGGUGGGGCAAGGUGGUAGACUGGCAAAAGCAUCAAACUGACUGUGCUGAUACACCAUGAAGCCCCAGCUUUGCCGCCACGUUGACCUCUGGCUAUCUUGGCUGGGGCUGACGGGAGUUGGGCAUCCAACUCUAUGUCCAGUUCUGUAAACUGCCAUCUUCGGAUGAAGGACAAUAUAUAAAUUUAAUAAAUAAUAAUGAUAAUGUUGUUAAGCCCUUUGUUUACUUCUUAUUUAUUUUAAGCAUUUGUAAGUUUUUUGGCACGUGUUCAAAACUAGUAAUAGAAUAAUAAACAUACAGUAGAGAUUAAAUUCUUCAUUAAAUGAGUUCAUUAAAGGUCCUCCGCAAAGAGAAAAUUCAGUGAGGUUCAAACAGUGGAUGAGGUUCAGCAAUCAUUAGCAUCACUCAAAGUUGAUUUUUUUUGGGGGGGGGAGGCUUUUACAACAAACUUCAUCAAAGUCCUGAGGUAGAAACAGUGUUCAUCUAAAUGAUUGCCAUUUAAUUACUCAAAGCAUCUACAGAGAAGAUUUCCCCAUUCUUUGGCCGAUAAGAUCACUCUGUUACCUUGUGCCAAAGGUGACUUGCCUGUGCUGUAUGUUGAAAGUGUGGGCGUGUCCAACCGCCUACUGCAGUCAUGGAAGACACAAGCAGAACCAUGCUGCCCAGUGGUCCAAACAGAGUCCUUCUUUGUCUUAAAUUUUAAAAAGGAAAGAACAUUGGUCUGUCACAGUUGGGUUGUCUGGUGAAAUAAUGUGUGUUCCUGCUGGAAGGUGGGGAUUUCACUUACCUUAUGCUCUCCUCAUGAUGCCUCUGGCCUUAAGUUCCUGCCAGGCAAUCACCUUUUUUGCAUAUUCUUCUCUUCACAGCAUUACAAAAAACUACAGAGCGAAUACAUCAGUGAUGAUCAUGAAAGGCAAAUUUCUGUGACAGCACUUUCGGUUCAGAUGUUCACCGUUCCUACACUGGUACGUACAGCCAAUCAUCCAAGUAUAUAAAGAACAGUUUGUAUUGUGUUAGUCGCAAUACUAGUAGGUAACUUGGACACUGCAAGAAAAUCAAGUUUUUCCAAAGAAAGACUUGGUUGAAUUCUGCUUAAGAUACAUUGCUUGUUUGUAUUCCUAUCUGACUUGGUCUGGCAUCAUACAGUGGAAACAAUAAGCAAUAUGUGAGAAGAAAUCUUGCAAAUAACCUUUAUAGUAGUUUAUGCGUUCAUUUUUUAAAUAAGCAAACAUAUUUAAUUUUUGUUUGUAUAACCAAAGGGGCAACCAUAUCUCUAUAUUCUACUGUUUUCCUUUUGUCAAGAGCCUACAAUCAGCCUUCAGGACAGCAUUAUUAUAGUUUGGAUCCCAUGAACCACAAGCAGUGUCCUACUUACAAGGCCUUAUUGCCCUCUCUUCUGUACUGAAGCCCACCCCAAAAGCCAAAUUUUUGGUGGUGUGCUGACACUGUGUAAUUUAUUUAUAUGCUGCUUGAUGGUAGAAAACAAACAAACUCAAAGCAGUUUAAGUAUUUAAGCCUUGCUGGCAAAAUUGAUUUGCAAAGACAGAAGACAGUGAUGUGAUAAAAUACGCUUUGUAACCCAUCAUCCCUGACCAAGAUGGCUGAGACUGGUGAGAGGUGGAGUCCAACAAAUCCGGAGGGCCAGUGGUUCACUGUACCUACACUCUACUUCUGUAGUACUGCUUACAUAAAGCAGCAAUACAUCUGAAGGUUUUACCUUUAUUGAAUAAAAUUGAAAAUGAAAUAAAAACAAUUGUUACUGCUUCCCUCGCAGGCCCGCCAUCUCAUUGAAGAGCAAAAUGUAAUCUCUGUCAUAACAGAGACGCUGCUUGAAGAGCUCCCCAAAUAUCUGGAUAAAAAUGGCAAAUUCAACUUCCAGGAUUACAGCCAAGAGAAAAUGGGUCGAGUAUAUGCAGUCAUAUAUGACCUCAAGUAAGUGUUAUUGUUUGUGGAGAUGAGUACGUGCUUCAUUAGGCAAUAAUAUUUGUUUUAUCCUACCUAGCUCUUUACAUGUUGCAGAAAAGUGUUUGUGUCUGGGAUAAGCAUUGCAAAACAUGCCACAUUAGAACUGAAUCAUAUUGUGGAUAUGCAACUACAACCUUAGGCAAAUGAAUAUAAAUGAAGCAUUGCCUGGUCAGACAUAGCCCACUAUUCAGUGUCUCAACUGAAAUUUAAAAUCAUGGUCAGAAAUUAGAUUGGCCAUUUUGUCAUUCUAGAACCAAUUACUGGCACAAUUCACUGGCAGUGGAGAAUAAUAGUUUAUGUGUCUGUCAUUACCACCAUCAGGGCAUACUUCCUUACUAUAUGUUGCAAACUGAUCAAUAUCUAUUAAAAAAACAAUCUAUCUCUUGUGUUGUGUUUUAUGUCACCCUUUUCUGGGUAGACCUAGUGCAGACACAGUUGUGCAAGAGGAUAUCAGUGAUCAAGGUCAGCUUGUACUUCCACAUUUCAGCCAGGCUGUCACUAUUUCCAAGAAAGAGAAAUCAUAGAAUCAUAGGCUUCUAGAGUUGGAAGGGAUCCCAAGGGUCAUCUAGUCCAACCCCCUACAAUGCAGGAAUCUCACCGCAUAGUCCCCCAUCCAGUUUGAAUCCAUCCUGGACCCUGCUUAGCUUUGCAAAUGUGUUAGCCAUUUUAUUGCUGCACCAGUGGGUAUUUCCUCAAAGGAGUUUCAAAAUCUUUCCCAGCCACAUACGAUUCCAGCCCCAUACCCUAAUUUAAAGCCUGCUUUGUCUGGAAAAGACUUAUGAAAUUCAACUUUUUUUGCAACAGGUAUAUUUUAAUCAGUAAGCCUACAGUGUGGACAGACAAACUGCGAGAGCAGUUUUUGGAAGGGUUCCGUUCUUUCCUGAAGAUUCUUAUUUGCAUGCAGGUACAGUAUAUAAUAUAUACAUCUCUUAUUUGCUAUAUAUAUAUGGUUACUGUAUUAUGAACCUGCCCAUAUGCCCAAUACAAUAUUAAUGUGCUGUCCUAAUAUGAUUCAUAAGCGUUCUUCUCAGAUGUUUUAAAGAAAAUCAGUUUCUUUCAGGUGAGUAUGAAUUAACUUUAUUCAGCAGAGCUCUGGAUUUUACAAGCACAAUUACAUAUGUAUAUAAUUUGGGAUGCUAUUAAAACACACACCGUAACUGCUUAGAGUUUUCCUGUUGAUUAAGCAGUAAAUAAACCUUAUUAAUUAAUUAUCCACACUGUAGAAAUAUAAAUGGCCUUGUUUUAGUUGGCGCUUACUUUUAUUUGCUUAGACUCAUGGUUUGAACAUCUGUCUGAUACAAGCCUCAGUUUAGUCACAUAAUGUUUGGGGCGGGGAUUUCAUUGCAGGGCAUGGAGGAAAUAAAAAGGCAAGUUGGCCAGCACAUUGAGGUGGAUCCAGAUUGGGAAGCAGCCAUUGUCAUCCAGAUGCAACUGAAGAUUAUUCUCCUGAUGUUUCAGGAGUGGUGUGCCUGCGACGUAAGCCUGUUUCAAUAAAAUUGCAGCGUUAUCUGUAGAAACAAAUACUUGUCUAUGGAGCAGCCUCAAAUCUUUGGAGGUGCCUUGUGAACAUACCACUCCCCAUGACCUUGACAAGCCUGGUGCUUCAACUUUAACCCAUGAAUCUUUUUUACCUUGAACUCUUAAAAGUUCACAUAGCAAAAUUUUGCUAUGAUAAUUUCAGUUGAUAUUUACUCGGCAGGAUCUGUGGAAAUAUUUGUAUUUAUCAAAAAAAAAAAAUGAAAGAAGAUUUCCCUUCUAAUUGAAGCUGGAUGCGAUACAGUUGGCCCAUCCCCAUACACAAGGGUUUGGUUCUGGGGGGGUCUGCAAAAUCGCACAGAGUCAGGAACCCCUGGAACUGCCCUACUGCGAGGUGGAGGGUUGUUUACCAGGCUCUGGAAAGGUCAUAGGAGGUCCAAUAAGCGAGGCGGACUUUCCAUACCAGCUUCUGGGAUGCUUCCAGAGCGCUCGCAUCUCAUUUCCAGAGGCUGGCAAGGAAGGCGCCACCUUGCUUGCUGGACAUUGGGAAGGCGGCUUUGGGAGCAUCCCAGAGGCUGGUAAGCAUGGAAAACCCACUUGGUGUGUGUGGGGAGGGGGAUAAUAAAUGGGGGGCAGGAAAUGGUGGGUUUCCCCCGUUCAUUUAUUUAUUUACCUACCUACCAACCACCAACCCCACCCCUUGGUGUAAGGUUGCAAUUGCGUAUGUAAAGUGAGCGUAAGUUCUGGGCCCGCUGUAUAUGAUAAACAACACUGAAUAGUGAGAAGAUACAGAUUCUGGAUUAGGCUGAUGAUCUGAAUCUUUGCUAAGCUUGUUGUUUCAAAAUCUGUUUUGAAAGUCUCCUACUUAUUUUCACAAUCCUCUAUAUAGAAAGCUGAAAAGUGGCUUCUGGAGAUGCAGAUCAUUCAUAAAGCUAUGGAGUUGAAAACACAUAGUUUCAGCAAAGUAUUUGAAAGUCAUCUGGAAAAGACAGUUCUGCUUUUAUAUUUACGUGUGGUUGACCAGAAUUGUGACAGAAGAAAUGACUAGAAAGUUGUUCCUAAGAGAUGCAAUUGAACAAUCCAUAUUCUUACAGGAUAAUUAGUAACCAAUUUUCUUAGGAAUUAGGUUUAUUUUAAACAUAUAGCAAUGCACAAUUCCAUUGCCGCUGAUCAAAAAUAAAACGCAUGACCCAUAUUAAAACAUAGAAAUGAGACGGUAUGAUUUUUUUAAGCACAGUUAAAUUUAAGGCUGUAUAUUUAAAUAUAAUUAUAAAAAUAUUGUCCAUUCUAGGAAGCACUGUUGGUGACUGCUUACAAGGAAUGCCAUGCAACAGUAUUGAGAUGUAGUGCAAGUAAUUAUUCAUGGGACAAGACAGUGAUUCAUUUAUGCGGCCAUACUUUGGAAAGCAAGCGCUUCAGGGUGUCUGCAGAUCCUGUCAGCAUACAUCUACCAUUGUCCAGGAUGCUUGCUGGUGAGUGUCCUGUGCUUGCAGCUUAUGAGAAUUGCAGUCAGUUCCUGCUCACAUUUUGAGAAGGAUUCUGAACCUGGAGGUUGUAUUUAACUAUCAUGGAUAAUAAUAGCUACUGUUAGAUCUCUCCUGCAUGAAUUUUUCAAAUCAUCUUUACAAUCUAAGCUAAUAACACCAUUUUGAAUUCCUGUUCUUGUAAAGGAAAAAAAUAUUUUGCUGUUCUGAAUCUACUUGCCAGUCAGUUUGAUUGGGUGACUGGCUUCUAAUACAGCAGAGAGCAGAAAGUAUCUCUUCACAGCAUGUAUAAAUUUAUUAGGGCUUGGUGCAUAUGGCAUAGUAAGCCAAACUAUGACUUACCUGGACUGUGAAAAUGUGCAGGCUCCCAGAGAGGAUCUUGCAGCUGCUUAGUUCCUCCUGAGUCCAUUUUCUCCCACACUUCACUAAGCUAAGCCAAAGUCGGACUUCGUAUGCUCUCUGAAACCUGGCUUGUGAUUAAGCUCUCUGGCCAAUGUUGGUUCUUGGCUACAGAUCAUUGUUAGUGAGGAGAGAGCUUAAUUAUAAGCCUGUAUUUAGACAACAAGCAUACAAAUGCAUCUUGUAACUUACAAAUUGAUACAAACAUUACUGUUAAUGUAUUUCCUAGGUCUGCACAUACAGCUGAGCAAAACAGAUGUAAUCUCCAGACUCCAAGAAUUCAUAACAUCUGUAAGUAUCUCCACUGGAUACUCAAUAGUAUUUGAAAGUUCAGCCAGUUAUGAGAGUCAUUGGGGUCUAGUGGUUAACUUGUUGGGUCUCCCUGAUCCAAUUCCAGGCUCAGUUCCCUACCCAGUGAUGAAGAUCACUAAGUGAGCUUCAGCCAGCCAUUCCCUCUAAACCUAACUUGCCUCAAAAAGUUAUUCUGAGGAUAAAAUGGGAAGGGGAAGAACCAGGUAUGGCGUCUUGAGUUCCAUAGAAAGAAGGUGGGAUAUAAAUGUAGCAGAGAACUAAUAAAGGAUACAAAUAAGCUCUUAAUGGCAGGAGAUCUUAAACUGCAGUACCUUACUGUGGGUAGUUAUUGGCUGCUAAAUAUAAAUAAUUAUUCUGCAAAAAAGAUUGAUGCUGUUUCCCAUCAAUAAUUGACAAUACAGAAUCAUUAGUCAUUUUCCUUAAGGAAGGAUAUAAGUCUGUAGUGGCUGAACACUGAAUGAAUACUGACUUGACCUGGCUGAAACCACACAAUACAGUGUUAGAGCCUAGCGUAAUAAAGUGCAAUUAAAUUCUGCAUCUAACCUUUUGUUGUAUUUUUCUUUUAAUAAUAGCAGAGAAAAUCCUGUCCCCCUUUUUUACUAACUUAUCUGUAGUAAUUGAUUUCCUUGUGCAAAUGCCGGUUGUUUUAACGCAAUCAAUCUUUUAAAAAACCUUUAGGAAGAAUUCCAGGUGCAGAUGUUGGUGGAAUAUCCUUUGCGUUGUCUAGUAUUGGUUGCUCAGGUUGCUGCCGAAAUGUGGAGAAGGAACGGGCUGUCUCUGAUAAGCCAGGUACCAAACCAAAUUUCACUACAAAUAUAUUCUCGCAUGUAGUGCUAUAUAUCCCACAGAGGCUAAGUUGCCAGUAUAAGUAUUGCAAGCAAAUUACUGGACAAAAAACCUACUCCAAGGCUUAUUCAGUAGGUAGAAAGGGUACAUUAGGUACCUUGGGCCAGUCACCAACUCUUAAUUGAGUUGUUAUGAGAGUUGUUUUGAGAGUACAAGCAGGGGAUUAUUUGUGCUUCUUUGAGUUCCUUGGAGGAAGGACAGGAUAAAAAUCUGAUAGAUAAUACUCUAGAUAUUAUAUUUGACUGUCCCUAAAGUACAAGACAGAAACAUUAAAAUCAAGAUUUGUAAGCCUCGAACAAGGAUUUUCCAGAUAGCUCUAAUUUUGAAUACGUAAGAUUAUUUUCACUGUGUGUCAUGUAACAAUGAAGGGUCAUAUACUUGAUCCUAAAAUUUGUGGUACAAAGCCCAUGUAAUGCCCAUUAGCUAUAAAAAUAAAAUAAAAUCUGUCUAGUGCAAAGUCCAGGUAAAGUGGUUAAUGGGCGAAAUAGAUAGAAAUAAUCAAACUUGAUUUUGUUAGUUUGUAAUGUAUGAAUGCAGUCUUUCCUAUCCUACUGUAUGUUCUUAGAUACAAUUAAUGAGUGUGAGUGUGGGAAAAUAUUUUGUGACAAAUGCACAACUUUAAGGGAAGGCGUGUGGAUUGUGUCCAACAAACAGGAAGUAAAUAGAAAGGCAUGAGGUACAUAUAAAGUUAUAUUUUGAAAUUACAAUAAAUAUAUAUGCUGAUGUUUAAUCCUUCUGUUGGCCAUGUUUCCAUGUAACGCUAACCACUAAAACUUAGUUCACAAUUCUGAACUGAAAAUGGAAGCAGCCUCUGUCACUAAAUGUUUUUUAAGUUGUGAUUAUGAGCUUAAAUAAACAAAUGCUUGGAUCCAAAGGAGGCCUGGUAGAAAGGGACUCAGUGAAACGAGACGUCCUGCCUGAUUUUGGGCGAUUCGUCUCAUUCCUCUGGCAGUUUCCUAGAAAAUCUCUCUUGGGAAUUGAAGGAUGAUCCUGAAUGGUGGGGGCUGUAAUUCAAGAGGAAAUAAGGGAUCUCCUAAAAUUAAGAAAAUAUUCUGUGAGUGAGAGCUUCUUUCAGUGAGGAGUUGGAGAAGGGAGUCACCUUUUGGCCACCUUCUGCUGGUCUUUCUCUGAAUUGAAGCCAAGAGGUUUUGUCAUAUGCAGUUUUAGGGGAUAUUGCCAGUAUCAGAAAUGUGCUAGCUGAAAACUUUUUAUAACAAAGUUAAGGGUAGGAAGGAGUAGUGUUUUGCUGAAUUGAAUGCCUAUGCCAAAGAGGACGGCUUUGUAUAUGAAGCUUUAUAUACGUUUUAUUUUCUUUCAGAUGUUUUAUUAUCAGGAUGUUAAAUGUCGAGAAGAAAUGUAUGAUAAGGAUAUAAUUUUCCUUCAGGUGAGUAUGUUUGCAAUUUCUCUGGUCUAAUAGUAACAGUGUGUUGUUUGUUGCCUAAAUUCUCUGUUCUCUAAUGGUAUUGAAUGUGUAUAUUUCUGAUAGAUUGGGGCAUCACUUAUGGAUCCAAACAGUUUCCUCUUGCUUGUACUCCAACGAUAUGAACUGCUUGAUGCCUUUAAGAGAAUUGUGCCAACCAAAGACCAGGUACAGAGCUAUAUGCUGUUAAUUUUUACCCUUGAAAUCAUAAGCAUGUGGAAACCCACUGUUUCUAUCUCCUUCAAUGAAAUUGCAAUAUUUUGCUAAAAACAGUAAUUUCCACUGAAGAGACUUUCUUAAAUCACAUAGACUUUCUGUACCAUAAAUUAUUGCAGCUUUACAACUUAAAAAUGGAAUUUAUCCCUUCCCUUCCCUUCUCUUUGAUUCUCUUCUUUAGAUUAUUUCCAUCCAGCGUGUAGGCUUAAUUUUCUGACAUGAGUGCUGGUGGGGGAACUUUUAAAUACUGGGUAGAAUUCAGUUGCUGCCCUUGUGGUCAUGGAAGGACCUUUGACCCAACUGAUGCAUUCACACAAACAGGAGAGGGAUUCUUGGCAGUUUGCCCUUUCUACUGCUUCCCUGCUCUGUAGGUUUCCCUAACACUCUGGAGCUGAUUUUUUAGGUGGCAGUUGGGGCUGCAGGGGGAAGCAGGAAUUGGCAAAAACUGCCUCUCCACUUGUCCUGUUUGCAGAAACAUGUGGCGCAUCAAAAGCCCUUCUGUGAAUUCACGGGCACCAACUAGUUUCCACCCUCUAUUUUUCCAGUUAUUUUUCUGUUCAUAAAGCGUUGGGUCAGCUUAAUAUGUUUUCAAGUGCUUCAGAAAACCUCAGGCUUCAGUAUUUCACAUAAUUAUAUUUUCCAAGAACUUCAUUUGUGCUUUCUUGAAAUAUUACAGGAUUUGAAUAAGCAGUGUAACACAUUAAUAGAAGAGAUGCUUCAAGUUCUUAUCUACGUGGUGGGUAAGGAAAAUUGCUUUUUUAGAAAAGAUGGAGGUUGUUUAGAAUAUGGAAUAGGUUCUCCAGUAAUGGAAACUUUAAUAUCUGAAACCAUCACACUUAACACAAGUGUGUUAGGUGGCAUAUUAAUUACAUAUCUAAUCUGGGUUAAUUAUGAGCCACCUUUUAAUAUUGUCCCUUUUUUCCCCUUCUUCCACCAUCAGCUGGUUCUUUAGGCCCUUAAAAAGGUUCAUUUCCUUUGCAAACAUAUGUAGAUUUACCUUCAGCUAUUCAGUGUGGUUAUGUAUCUCCAAGGAAUAGCCUAGCUGUGAUGUGUGCACAGGCAGCUCAUUGAAUAGUCUGCACAUGCCAUUGUGAAAAGUUGGGUUUCCAGUGGCUGUUGACUGAUUUGGCAGCACUGCACUUCUUUAAACAGUACAUGUGAAUACUGUAUACAUGGGCUUCUGGAAGUGGCUGAUGGAAGACAAUGGCAGACAGAGCAUUUGUAUAGUGAAUGAAAAGUAUUUUCUUUCAAUAAAACCUGAAAAUCAUGUGUACAGAUACGAUUGUGGUUAGGUGGGGUGCAGUGUACUAAAUGCCUCUUUGGGUAAUACAUUUUUUAUAUCGAUCCAGUGCUGGGGUUUCAAAACAAGCUUGGACAGAAGGCAGUUAUCCAUCUGUAAUUAGAGCAAAAUCAAGAAGGAAUGGAAGGAAAAUUAACCGUGGGAGUAUUAGAAGCAACAGGAAAUAGAGAGAAGACUGAAAAAAUGCAAAACAAACAAACAAAAACCCAAACCAAAAUAAAAGCAGCUGGCUCAUUAUCAAUCUAAGGGAUAGGCUGUGCUUUGGAAGGGGCUUUUGAAGACUCCAUAUGUGAAAAAGGUGAUUUGGCCCAUGAGGGUUCAUGGAGAAAACUAUCUGUCCUACUGACUUAGAUCCAGUUCCCCACCCAUGGGAUAGGACAUAGAACAGGGGUGGGGAACCUCCAGCCCAUGGACCAAAUGCUUCCAGGCAUCUUUGUCUUAUCCUCAGGCUUCUCUCCAUGCCAUGAUCAUUGGCUCUGCUCCCAAGUGCUUUUCCUGGCUGAAAUGUGUUCUUGCUGUGAUGAUAUAUUUUGCUUGCUUGGAUGGAGAGAGGCUUGGUGUGUGUGCAUAUGUGCGUGUAUGUAUGUAUGUGUAGGAGCCCUCAGAUUUUGUAUGACUGUAACCUCACUUUAGUAUUCUCGGCCUUCUUAUCUAACCUACAAUAUAUUCAGCCCUGCCCAUGCAUCCCCUUGCAGUGCUCCAUGCCACUUUCAAGGAAUUUUUAGUCUAGGAACCAUCAUCAUUACAGUAUGAUCUCUUGCAUGCAUGAAAAUGUAUUCCACUGUAUAUAUGUGAGAUUACUUUCUUCUUCUUUUUGCUUCCAGGGGAAAGAUAUGUGCCAGGAGUCAGUAAUGUGACAAAAGAUGACGUUACUAUGCGGGAAAUUAUUCAUCUGCUUUGCAUUGAACCAAUGGCUCACAGUGCUAUCGCAAAAUCUUUGCCCAAGGAUGUGAGUGAUUUCUUCCUUUGAUUCCUAUUAAUCUAGGAAGGUUCACAGAUUGCUUUACCACAGAACUCUUUAGGCGUGUAUAUGAUAAAAUUAUCAAUGAAACACAGCUCAAGUUCCUCCUGUACUUGAUGUUUCCUCUAUCUUGUGUUCCUCUUUCAGCAGAAAUGUUUAACAUCCUUUUCUUAGACAAUCCAGACUCCUUGUAGCACAAGAACACACACACCCACACACCCCAUUCUAUACACAGAACUUCUUUAAUAUUACUGUGAUUGCAAAAAAACCAUGCACACUAGGAGCUCCAUGUGUCCAUGUCAUUUUGGAUAAAUCAGCUUAAAAGUACAUGAUUAUAUUUUAACUAUUUGCUAAGACACAGUGGCCUUCAUAAUAACAUUUCGAUUUUGAAAAUUUUGAUUGUUUUUAAUAACAAUCUGCUUCACAGCUCCCCAUGCCCUUGCUCUCGUUUGAAUUGUUGCUGCAUUAAUAGCAUGGUGAUAAAUGCCUACAUUCAGUCUUAUCUGGGUAUCUGUAGAUGUUUAUCAGCUACUGAUUCUUAGGUAGCUUGAUUUGCUUUUAAUUUACUGUUUUUCACCACAUAUAUUUUGUUCUUACUACUUUGCCAUAUCAAAUGUUUUUAACAGGAAAACAAUGAGACUGGUUUGGAGAAGGUCAUCCACAAAGUGGCCAUAUUCAAGUAAGCUCUUGUUUCUUUUAAAUCAGUAGUUAAAGCAUAGUGAUAGCAUAUUAAUAAUUAAUUAAUGAAAAUUGUAUACCGCCCUUCAUCUGAAGAUCACAGGACAGUUCACAACAGAAAAAUACAAAAUGAGAACACAAAAUGCAUACAGUGAUACCUUGGUUCCCGAAAGGCUUAGUUGACGAACAAAUCGGCUUCCAAACGCCGCAAACCUGGAAGUAAGUGUUCUGGUUUGCGAACGUUUUUCGGAAGCCGAAGAUGUGUUUUGGCUGUCAGCAUUGUUUCUGGGGCCAUUCAGCCAAUCAGAAGCCGUGCCUUGGUUUGUGAACGUUUUGGAAGUCGAACAGACUUCCAGAAUGGAUUGAGUUCAAGAACCAAGGUACCACUGUACUAAAACAAAAACAAACCCAAUAGUCCUCUUCCCACAAACACAUUUGAAAGGCAUAGAAUGUUAAUCAGCCAAAUGCCUGGCUGAAGAGGAACAUUCUCAUGUGUUUGCCACAUAUAAAGAAGCCAGACAUUUGAAAUAUAUAUGCUUUCAGAGUUUUGCAGAAAGAAUUAAAAACUGUGUUGAAGCAGUGAUCCAUUUACUCAGAUUUCAAAAGCAUUUGCUAUGUUUCAGUAGUGGUUUUUCAUGUUUGUUUACCUUGAGAGGGAAGGGUUUUACAAAUCAGCUUAUCGAAGAACUGCGUGUCUGUGGAAGGAACUUGCAUGUUGCAGAGGAUUCUGUGGCCUGUUCAAAGGAACACCCUAAAUUAAACUGGCUAGAUGCCACUGUGCUGUUCUGUGCACACUCAUUUGUCCUUCAAAAUUCCUAACAUGUCCUGUGGCUUUGAAUUGUGAGGAUAUUCAGGAUAGAGGCAGCAUGCCUCUGAGUAAUGGUUGCUGUUGCCCUCAUUUCUUGCUUACUCAUUUCUCUUAGGCAUCUAGUUAGUCACUGUGGGAAGCAGGAUGGUGGACAAGAUGUAGUAAUAAUAAUAAUAAUAAUUAAUAAUAAUAAUAAUUUAUUUAUACCCCACCCAUCUGGCUGGGUUUCCCCAGCCACUCUGGACGGCUUCCAAAAGAAUAUUAAAGUACAAUAGUCUAUUAAACAUUAAAAGCUUCCCUAAACAGGGCUGCCUUCAGAUGUCCUCUAAAAGUCUGGUAGUUGUUUUUCUCUUUGACAUCUGGUAGGAGGGCAUUCCACAGGGCAGGUGCCACUACCAAGAAGGCCCUCUGCCUGGUUCCCUGUAACUUGGCUUCUCGUAGCGAGGGAACCGGCAGAAGGCCCUCGGCGCUGGACCUCAGUGUCUGGGCAGAAUGAUGGAGGUGGAACUGCUCCUUUAGGUAUACUGGACCGAGGCCGUUUAGGGCUUUAAAGGUCAGCACCAACACUUUGAAUAGGCCCUUGGUUGGAGUCAGCAGGAUUCUUUGUAUGUUGUGUGUAUGAAAUGACUGUGUGUUCUCCUUAAUGCUUUGCUGAAAAUAAUUGCAUCGUUUGUAUGCUUUUCAAAUAAAGGAAACCAGGUGUAUCAGGCCAUGGAGUCUAUGAACUGAAGGAAGAAUGCCGCAGAGAGUACAAUAUAUUCUUUUACCAUUACACCAAAACACAGCGCAGCAAGGUAAGGAAAUCAUGAUGUGACACCCACAACCUUCCCACCAAGUGGGGAAGUUACCAUGUUGCUUGCAUGCCUCUCGCAAACCUAGCUGUCUAUGUCCCUUAUGAUCAAAUCGCCUAGUACUCAGAGGCCCCUGCCCCUUGGAGUAUUAUCCAUAGUGCUGAACCCCUAGAGGACAGGAAGACAUACAAACCACUUUCCAAAAUACAUAGUAGAUUGCAAGCCACUGUGGAUAGCAGCCAAUUAUUAAUGUGAUUAUAUAUUUUGAAGAAACAAUAUUAACCUAGUAACCAGGAGUUUGCAUACGGGGUCUCAGACCCAGGUUUCCUGUCCUUUUCCCCUUUUUAAAAAUUGUGUUUUUACUUUGGUUGUAGGGCAUCUGGGUACAUUACAAAGCCCUGUGCUGGUGAGAUCCCAGCCACCUACCAUGUCAAUUUGCAUAGAGGCACUUGUUUUAGUUUUAAUGUACAUAUGCAGCAUUUCUUGCUAGAAGAUUGUGGAUGGAGCAGAGGGCUCAAGCCACAUAUAGUGUACUGUGCCUAGAAAAUCCUGUUGGCAUCCCAUAGCUUAGAGAUCCCUGAUACCCAGAAUUUGUUUUUCCCCUCUGAAAGCCAGACUAAAUUUGCAACUAUACAUUUUUAUGCAUAUUUAUGUCAUGGGCCUGUACCCUGAGUCUUUUAAGAUGAGGGUAUAAGUUGUGGAGGUAAGAAAAACCCUGCUUGACUCACGGGUCUCUUUUACUCAUUUUUGUUUAUUUCUCCCCUGUAUCAUUCUUGUUCAAGGAAUAACUAAUUGCAUAUAUAUUUCAUUGCUUUAGAUUAAUUCAUAUUUAUUGAGUCUAGAUUGACUUUGAUGUGCCACACGGAUUCUCAGAUUUCAUGUUCUUCAUAUGUAUUCUUUAUCUAGAGUGCAGAUGUCCUAAUGUGUUCAUUCAUUACAUAGUAGCAUAAGGUAUUUUUCCAAGUGAAAAUUAUACAUUUACAGAACUUUGAAACAAUGCUGCUAAAACCCCUUUUCUUUCUUUCUAGAUAAGGGUCAGAUUAAAUUUAGUAAAGCAUCUUUUUGGAAUCCUAUUGGCAUCCUGUAGCUCAGCAUAAAGGCUGACACUCAGAAUUUCCUCACCCUUGCACUAUUUCACUAAUUUUGUUAGUCUAACGUGUGAGUGAGCAUCUGCCUGCCUGUACUGAAAAGAAAAAGAUUUAGUUUAUGCUCAUAGAUGGCUACAAAAAGGAAAGGGGAGCAAUUGCUUUACUCCCCAGUACCUCUUUAACAAGUGUGUGCUUUCAGGGAUAUGUGUGUGUGUCUCUUCUCUAGGUUCUCUUUUUUGUGCCUUCAGAGAAUUCCUAGUACUUGAUCAUUAAUUGCUUUUGAUGGAAUCUAAUCUAAGCUCUUUGUCUAUACAUUCAGUCAAAAAAUCUCAUUGGUAUCUUGAGAGUAAACAAGUUGACUCUUCUUACAGGCUGAGCAUAUGGAAAAGAAAAGAAGAGUGCAAGAAAACAGAGAUGAAGGUAAAAAGUUGGAACAAUGAAUGAAAUAAGUGCAAGGAAGUGAUGGUGAAGUGUUUUUUUUAAAAAAAUAAAAACAGCUUUGAUCCAUAAAUGAUUCAUCCUCAUUCCUCGUAAAGUUCAGAGAACAUAAAUAUAUUACUGAUUGCCAAGUCAUUUAUUUGCAAACGUACAAUAUAUGGUGACUUCCAUUGAGAGAACUCAUUGCACUUUGUGCCACUUUUGUGUGCUACUAUUUUGAUGAAGAAACUGAUUACAUCUGCUUUAGAGGUUGGGAUCACCUAUCCACUUUCGUCACAGUUAGGACUGCUUCUUAAGAUUGGCUUGGCUGUUGCUAUAGAUGCUGCGGUAUUGGCAGAGCGCCCUAGGCUGUGAGAUUGCGUAUAGAUAUUCUCCAUCGGUACUAAUGUCCCACUCCAGCAUGGGGGAAGUGGGGACCCUUCCUGCACUCUUGUCCACUGCUACAAAUGUGGGUCAGAGCCAUUUCUGUUUACCUUGUUUCACUUAUUCAUGCUUCAGCUCUUAAGCUAUUGCUUGGUCCUUGUAGUUUUUCUUUACAAAUAUUGUGAUUUGCAUAGAGGAGCUGAUGUGUAGUGCUACGUUAAACAAUAACAUACAAGUUUCCAGGAAUGCCAAUCAGUUACUCUAAGGUUAUACUGAAAUGCCCUGUGAAUUACAGUAGUACAAAACAUUUUAAAUCCAAAAAGGGUGUUGUGCAAUUGUUAAACAGUAUCAGUGUGCUUAGGAAAAUGCUGUUACUUUCUAGUUGGCAUGUUCAGAUGUAAACGUUUCCAACUGAGCAAUUACAUUUGGAGAGCCCAUUGCUCAGUGCUAGAACACAUGCUUUGCAUCCAUUAGGUCCCAGAUUCAGUCCCCAAGCAUUGCCACUUAGAGUUCUCUGAGUAGUUAAGUAGGGAAAUUCUGCCUCAAACAUUGGAGAGAGAGGCAAUACUAAACCCAAAGUAUAUGUUCAUAUAUCUGCUGCAGUUAGUUGAGAGUUCUACCAGAGCACUUUACAGGAGGACGUAUAUAUGGCAGGACUUUAUUUCAUACAAGUAUGAUACAUUAAAGUAGCAUCCACUGCUUAUAGCCAAAUAUGAACGUUUAUGCUCUUUGCUUUCAUAAGAUGGCCGGGAAGUUAGUAAUGCAUGAGUAUUUGUUUACUUUUUUAUAGCACUGCCACCGCCUCCUCCACCUGAAUUCAGUGCUGCUUUCAGAAAUGUGGUGAACGUUCUGAAUUCUGAUGUCAUGAUGCAUAUUCUCAGAACUGUGUUGCAAAGAGCACUAGAGCUAGAAAGCCACUUGUGGACAGAAGCCAUGAUCCAGAUGGUAUGCUUGUCGACUGUAUCUUCUGAGAUUUCUGCUUUGGGGUGUAGGUUGCUUUUGGAAUGCUCUUCCCUAGAGCAAUGUGUUUCCCCCAUGUAUUUAAGGUACCUUUACCCUGUUCAUCAUGCCAUUCCCAGGACAGCUAUUAGUGUCAUAAAAUGGUGAAUAUUGCAGGCAGUAAUUGCUUGGAUUGAGCUGUGGGCGAAUAGUCUAGCAAGUGAGUGAGGUGUAGAGGGAGGGGUUUUUGGGUCAAGUGUGUGGGAAAGGUGGUUGGGAAAGGAGAGCAAAGAAGGGCAGCAGCCCCUAGUGAAUAAAUAAAAAUUAGUCUCUGCAGGACAGCUCAACAGCACCUCGAUGAUCAACAGUUCAUUUGUCUAUUGCAGUACACUGCCCUUAGGUUUACUAUCAUGUGCUAGACAUCUAGGUAUCCAGAUCAUGGCCAGGUUACCUUGGGUUCCUUGCUAACCCAGGUCACCUUGCUAACCCAGGGAUGGGGAGCCUCAGGGCCAAAUGUUUGCUGUCCUAGUCUCUGUGCAGCCUUCAGGACUCCCCAAGCAACACCCCUCUCCAGCCUAUUCCACACCCUCCUUUUGGGGUUUUGCCUGCUUAGAAUGUGUCUUCAAGCUCAUCAUGCUGCUUGCCUGCCUGGAUGGAGAGUGAUAUGUGAAUAAAUUAACAUGUGUUGUUCCACCCAAUUUUGCUUUUGGCCUUGCCCACUGCUGGCAAGUGGCCCCUGGAAAGGUUGCCUAGAAGGGAAUGUGGCCAUUUGGGCUGAAAAAUGGUCCCCAGCCCUGUGCUAACCAGAGGGUGUUUCAUUCUAAGCAGCCUAGGUUUAGUACUUGUUUACAUUUCUCUAGGUUCUUCACCUUCUUGCUUUGGGUCUACUUGAAGAAAAGCAGCAGUUAGAGAAGGUUCCCGAGGAAGAAGUGGCCUUUGACUUCUACCACAAAGCAUCAAGUGAGUGUGCCAUCUUGUAAAACAAGAAUCUUAAUUUUAAAGUUAUUUCUGAAGUGCAAUGUGAACUCACCGACAGGCAUUUGAAGCAGAAUUGCUGCCCCUUGAUCUUAGAUAUGAAAAGCCACCAAGAGUUUAUUUCCAGCAGAAAAGUGCUUACUUAGAGAAAUAUUUUGAAAUAAACACCAUUUUAAAACAAGGAAGGAGAAAAUUAUUCAGUCUUAAUUGGUCUACAGAUACUACAUUAAUGCAGGGAAAAUAUAUCUUACCAGGUUUAAUCUGUAGCCGCCCCUUGAGAUACCAGCUUGUGCCAAAUUUCAUUUGAUGGUGAAUACUUGUUCAAAAGAACUACAAUGUAAACUAAUUGCUUGCAGUUAUUACCUGCAUGCUAUAAUGGAAAUUAUUCUUUAUUAAAUUUGUAUACCGCCCUUCAUCUGAAGAUCCAUAGUGAAACAUUUGGAUUAUGUUACAUUUGGUGAGAAACAAUGAAACAGAGAACCAAACGCAAUUCAUUGAUGCGGCUUUGUUUGUAGCUUGUUACCACCAUCAUUUUGUAAAGUAGUGAAAAGCGAUAAUUGACAAAGAAGUCAUUCAUCUUCUGUGAUAUAAGGAGGUGUUGUAACAAUAAAAUGUCCCAUGUCUAGUCUUUUAAGUCGUAAUCUUUAGUAAAAUGGAGAAAUGAUUAUCUUUUACGAGAGAACGUGUGUGGUUGUUUUUUUAAAAAAUUCUUCCAUCUGUUUGAAAGGAAUGGGAAGCUCUGCUUUGAAUGCAAUGAACAUACUAAUGAUUUUGGAAAAACUAAAAGGAAUUCAACCUCUGGAAUCGCAAAAAGACAUGAUCAACUGGGUAUUACAGGUAAAAAAGCCCCCCCCCCAAUGUCCCAUGUUAAUUUUUUUUAAAAAGAACUUGACACAUUUACUCUACAGAAUGUUGCUGGUGCAUAAUCUCUUUAAAAGAUAGCAUAUACAGAUAAUGUUUAAUGUUGUUGCUAUCAUUGUUUGUUGCAGAAAACUCAUAAUGAAUUAAUUCUUGUUUAUUCAUGUGAUAGAACUGGCUGGUGGGAGGGGGAUUUUAACAAAAGUUAGCUUAGUGGAAUAAGACAGUAUCUCUGUUCUGGUUCAAAUGAGAUAUGCAACAGUUGCUACUGAAAUGUUGCUCUUUAUUGGCUUUUCCAAAGUCUAUAUGAAACUAACGAUCUGUUCCUCGUGUAAAGGAUUGUGUGACAAAACAUGAUCCCCUGUAAAUACAGCAGAUUUGAGAUGACCGGGUUUCUGCUUUGCCACAACCAUGGACUACUAUGAAUGUUUCAUUGCUGAUAUUUAAAGUCCUUAAUGACUUAUAAUCAGGAUACUCAGUAGACCGCCUCUCCCAAUCUUUAGGAUCUUCCGAGAAGACUCUACUGGUUGCUCCACAACCAGCGACUGUCACUUGGUAGGAAUGCAGAAAUGGGCCUUCUUGGUGAUAGCACGCAGCCUCCAGAAUGUGCUCCCUUGGAUAAUUUAUGAGGCAGUGUUUGUAAUAACUUUUAAGUGUCUCAUAAGCUUACAUAUUUGUAAGCAGGUGGCACUGUGGUUUAAACCACUGAGCCUCUUGGGCUUGCCAAUCAGAAGGUUGGUGGUUCGAAUCCCCCUGAUGGGGUGAGCUCCUAUUGCUCUGUCCCAGCUCCUGCCAGCCUAGCAGUUUGAAAGCAUACCAGUGCAAGUAGAUAAAUAGGUACCACUGUGGAGGUAAACGAUGUUUCCGUGCGCUCUGGCUUCUGUCACGGUGUCCUGUUGCGCCAGAAGCAGUUCAGUCAUGCUGGCCACAUGACCCGGAAAGCUGUCUGUGGACUAACGCCUGCUCCCUUGGCCUGAAGUGAGAUGAUCACCGCAACCCCAUAGUCGCCUUUGAUUGGACUUAACCAUCCAGGGGUCCUUUACCAUUACCUUUACGUACAUAUUUACCAAAGCUUUCCUGGACUGUGACUCUUAUUUUUUAAUUUUUUUGUUUUAUGUACUGCUUAGUUUUAUUUGUGACAUACUGUUUUGUUUUGUUUUCAGGACAUUUUAAUGCACAUUGCAUUUUUCUUGUUUUUAUGUAAAUGCUUUAGAUUUUUUUAAUUAUAUAAGCAGUAUACAUUAAUAAUAAAUACCACAAGCAAGACAUUUUUGAAUAGCCUAUGCAAAAAAGUACAUAAUUGCUAAAGCCAUUUUAUAACUGUAUACUUUUUUGUACACUGAGCAGCUCCAUUUGUACACACCAUUAUUACCUGUAGUCUUUGUAGAGACUAAAUAGAGAAAAGUGAAUAAAGGUAUUAAUUUCCAAAUAUAAAGAUAGUAACAAAUGGUAUUGAUUGUGUUUAAUACUGGUGCUGCUGCUAAUGGGGUAGAUCUUGUCCAGCAUGCUUUCUUUCAUGGGGCAAACCAUAAUGUGGCUUGGAAAUAUAGAAAUAUCACAGUCUAUUAGUAUUGUAACUAUUAAAUCUCUAUUCCCAGAUGUUUGACACAAUAAAACGGCUGAGAGAGAAGUCAUCUUUUCCCACAGCAGCCAUUGCAUCUGGGCCAGAAUCUGCAAAAGCCAACGAGGUAACUAUAAAAUAGGAAAGAAAUAAUGUAUUCACAAGAAGAUUUGGCUGUUUCUACAUUCAGAAUUCUAGCCCCUGGGUUCACAGCUCCAUGCAUUUAAAAGCAAGGCUAAAUAUUCCAUUCUGGUUAACAAAAUUAUAUAUUUUACAAGUGGGAACUGAUUUGGAAUGGCGAACUUCCUGACUCCUUGAUUUUUUUUCUUCCCCCAAUAUUCCUUGCUGGCAGAACCCUCGUAACCAAUCUCUCUGGAGGCUAUUCUCUCUAGGAAGCUGUUCCUAGUGCUCCCAGCCACAUCUCCGUUGUACGUGAAGUUGUAAUUUCACUUGCCCUGAGAAUCUUUAGACACUGGAACUUGAGGUUUAAGAUGAAGGGCAGCAUUAUUAUGCCUGUGUCUAAAACCUGUUAUUAGCCCUGUACAGCAUUGCACUGAUAAGAAAUUCUCAUUACCUUUUGGGGACAGAGUCUGUUCACAGGUUAGCUGUGAGAGGCUUGGGAUAUGGAGGUGGAGCUGUGUCACAUUAUUUUUUGUUAAGCAGAGUUUCACAAGUGCUAAGCAAACGCCAUUGUUAUAUUAUUGAAAAGUGAUUCUAUUUUAAAGAUUUAUUCCAGUUAUCUUUUUUGUUAACAAAUAGCUUGCCUGGGUGUUUUUGUUUGUUUGUUUUUUGCUUUGCCGCUAAAUAAGAUGCAAAGAACUCAGGACAAGGAAAAGGCUGAGAGGAAGAGAAAGGCCGAAGCAGCCAGACUUCAUCGCCAGAAGAUCAUGGCCCAGAUGUCUGCUUUGCAGAAGAACUUCAUUGAAACUCACAAGCUCUUAUAUGAAAAUACUCAAGAAACACAGGGAAGGGAUGUUAUGGAAGAGGAGAGGUAGGAAAAUAACAAUUAGUAAUAGAUUUUGGAGUAGCUUUUGAUAAUAUAAAAUAGUACAAAAUUAGGAGUCAUUGGACAGUUUUAUUGGCUCUCGUGGUGUUGGGAUAUAAUCAACAUCUAUUCAGCAUGUGGCUAAAUAUUGGUUGCAGUCCUGUUUUUCUGUGGAGGGUGAAGUAAAACUACAGUAUUAAUGUAUAAAUUUUAAAUCAUAUGUGAUUUUAUUUAAAUGUAAAUCGCAAAUAAUUGUUUGCUGACAGGAAUAUGUUAGUUUGACUUUUGUUGUGUCUUUAUAACAGCCCACCAAUUAUAGAUUAUACCAGAAUUGCCUUGGGACCCAAGCAAGGGCCAUCUGUUGCAGAAAAGGAAGUGCUGACAUGUAUUCUGUGUCAGGAAGAGCAGGAAGUGAGGUUAGAGUGUGCUGCCAUGGUUUUAUCUGCCUGUGUCCAGAGAUCCACUGCCUUAACCCAACAUAGAGGGAAAAUGCUUGAACUUUCUGGGGGUAUGUAUCCUGUCUUCAAGUCACCUGCUUGCAUAAGCAGUAAUAUUGCUUCAGGUUUCAUUUUGUUAGCUCAAGUUACAGAACUGAAAGUCGUGUUACGAAACAUUGAUGUGAAUAGUUUUAGAAGCCAUCUCAAAUGCAGUUGAGAAAUCAACCGUUUUAUCCCUUCUAAUUGAAAGAAAAAUUGCCCAAACCUGAACUAUAUUGAAUGUAUGAGCAAAGCUCAAAAUCUCAUUUGAUGGUCCUUUUUUUAGUUGGUGUUAAUAAAGAAGGUCAAGAAUUAUUUUUUCAGUGUGUACUGUAUAAGAUGUACAAGAUUUAAAAGAUGCUUCUCUGGCAGAAUUUUUGCUUGAAUAGUUCUUUGCAAAAUCUUUCAUUUGGCACUAAAUGAUAUAAUCAUCCUUCAUAUCAUUUUUUCUUCAAUAGAUAAAAUAGAUCCUCUUUUCAUGGAUCCUGACUUGUCAUGUGGAACUCAUACAGGAAGUUGUGGUCAUGUGAUGCAUGCUGCCUGCUGGCAGAAGUAAGUAGAUACAUUUAGUAAACUUUAUUAUUAUUAUUAUUUUGCUUUAGUUAUAGUCAAUUUUGAAACUAUCUCUUCCAGCAUAUCUCAAGACAUAUUUAAUGUCCAACAGAUUCAAGUAUCUCAGCAAAAUAAAUGAAACCAGGCUAGCAUAAGUGUAAUCAAAAGACAAAUAUGGACAAAAGUAUUGGCUGUUUUGCCUGGGGCUGGGGAGAGUUGUGGUUCAAAAUAUCUGGAGGGCACCAGGCUGGGGAUAUCACAUUAACCUGGAGCUCUUGAAAUUCUGCUUCCAGAACUGCCUAUUGGGGCUUGAUCCUGAGUUCUCUCACUGCACUCUACUUCUUGUUAUCUCCCACAAUACCCCAUAGUUCAUUUACAUGGUACAAAGUUUUGUAUGAUGGGUACAAAGUUCUGAUCAUUGUCCCUCUUUUCGCUUAUGCUCAAAAACAAAGUUCUAACAGUAAGCCAAAUGCGUAACAACAAAGGGUAUCUUAACUCUGCUUUUCCUUGUUCACACUCAACACUAAAGACUUUCUUUUGGUUGUCUGUUUCAAUAUUGCAGGUACUUUGAAGCCAUUCAGUUAAACUCUCGGCAGCGACAUCAUGUCGAACAAGUUUUUGACUUGGAGAAUGGAGAGUACCUCUGCCCACUUUGCAAAUCUCUGUGCAACACUGUGAUACCCAUUCUUCCUUUGCAAACGCACAAGAUAAACAGGUAAGUUUAAACAUUUAAAUAGCCCGUUAAUUAAUUUUGUAUACCGCUCUAUACCUGCAGGUCUCAGGGCAUUUCACAGGAUAAAAUCAAAAUAUAAAAACACAAAAUACAUUAUCAAAAUAAAAACAAAAGGAACCUAAUCACACCCCCACACACCCCCAACACAUUUUUAAAGGCACUGGAUGUCAAUUUUAGUCUGAUAGCAGUUUUCUCGUUGCAUGUAUGGGGAAAAUACAUGACGAUGAUGAAGAUGAUGACGAAUUACAUUUCUAUACCACCCUUCAACUGAGGAUCACAAGGAAGUUUACAAUAUAAAAACACAAAAAUGCAUAGCAUAGUAACAAACAAAAACAGUACCCUCCCCUGCAGUUUAAAAGGCAAUAAAUUGUUUAAAUAGCCAAAGGCCUGUGAGAAGAGGAAUAUUUUUGCCUGGCAUUGUAAUGAAGGCAGCAGGGGAGCCUCCCUGGCAGAGCAUUCCACAAGUGAGGAGCCACCACAGAAAAGGCCCAUUCUGUUAUUUUAUUUACCCAUCAAUUUUGAGUGUCUAGAAGAAGCUUUAUGAAAUGAAGUUAUUCACAUCUGAACCAAAUAACUAAAUAGCUGUUUAAAUUCUCUUAAGACACGAGCAUCUGAGACUGGGCUCCGGGGGUUAUAUUUUUUGCUAUACUUGUGAAAACUACAACUACCUUUUUGUAUUGUCAGUGAGGAUGCCGAGGUGGUGGUUCAGCUUCUAUCUUUGAAAAAAUGGAUAGAGAUUGUUAUGGCCAGGAUAUCUGGUUACAACGAGAAAAACACUGAAGGUCUGUAUAUGUUACACUUAACAUUUUUAAAAUGUUUUUAGGAGGUUGCCAGAUCUUUAUAAAACACUUUAUUUUGCUGUUGGUUAGAGGUACCAUUUUGAGGAUCAUUGCAAUCCUAUUGUCUGCCCUAAAAAUAAGUGAUUGAAAUAUCUUCUAAAGUUGUGCAUCUCUAACAGAGUGUGGAAAGUUAUGAAUGCAAAUUGAAGGGCUUAUAAUUCCAUUGUUUUGUGUUGCUGGAUAGCGCUGAAGUCUGGUGCAGACUUUUAUUGAAUUUUUAUUUAGGUAUAUACUAAUCAUGAAGUCAUUUAAGAUAUAGGCUCCAUUUUUCUUAUAUUAGGUUGGUACCCCCAGCCCCACCUUAAAAUGUUGUGUUCUAUUAGCUUUUUGACUGUUCUGCAAAUGAAGCUCACAGACUUAGACUGAAAAUUGAUAUUCAAAGAUUAAUCCAUUUGCAUAUUAAUAGAGUCAGCUGCACAUAGCACUUACCACUUAAUGACAUCUAAUAGGUUGUUAUGUAAGAAUUAUUAUGUCUUAAUCCAUGGGUAGGCAAACUACAGCCCGGGGGCUGGAUCCGGCCCAACCACCUUCUAAAUCCGGCCCGCGGAUGGUCCAGGAAUCAGCGUGUUUUUACAUGAGUAGAAUGUGUCCUUUUAUUUAAAGUGCAUCUAUGGGUUAUUUGUGGGGCAUAGGAAUUUGUUCAUUCCCCCCCCCCAAAAAAAAAUAAAGUCCGGCCCCCCACAAGGUCUGAGGGAUAGUGGACCAACCCCCUGCUGAAAAAUUUUGCUGACCCCAAUCUAUCAUUCAUGAUCUAAGAAUUUUUACCAUAGUAAGGAUUGCUGCCCCUGCUUGCUCUGCCUGCCAACCCCUUUCCAAACCUCUCCUCCCUUUAUACCUGACCAACUCCCCCUCUCUUUAUACCUCACACAUCUCCUUGCCCAUCCCUGCAUAGCUCACCCCUUUCCUUCUCCUCACAGCUCAUCCCAAGCUCCACUCACUCCAGGCUUGCCCCAGGCCCCUCCCUCUCUCCUCAUGGCUUGUCCCAACAUCCUGCCCCUUUUAAAGGAGGGGAGAGGCACUUCAGAGAGCACUUUGCCAAACCGCACUGUGAAGCGUCGCCUCCCCUCUGUUAAACAGCUUGCCUCGGCUGCCUGCCGCCCUGUCAGCACACAGGGUGGCUACAUGAACUGCACCGUGACAACAGCCUUAUGUUUUUAAGUAUAUAAGAGAAAAUAAAUAAUUUUAUUUCAUUUAGUUGAACUGCAGUCUCACAUGAAUUUAUUUCUCUUUUUAAAAGAAGGAAAACAGAUUGCUCCAUCUUUACGUGACAUAGAAAUGGAAGAGACUUCAUCUGAUUUCCAUUCCAUUCUUAGCUUUGGAGUAGAUCCUUUGUAAGUGUUAAGACUCACAUUUCUACUUUAGACUAAUUUUUUUUUUAAAAAAAAUCUGGAAUCUAUACAGUGGGCAUUAUUUCUGCUUAGGAGAAAAUAAUAUUUUCAUUAAAAUAUCUACAUUCUACAACAUUUAUAUGGGCCAUUAUGAUUAUUAUCUCUGAUCAAGCAAACCUCUGCCGGAGUUUUAUCUAAUUAUUGGUCACCGUUAUCUCAGGAUAUAACUUGGAAAGCUUGUGUUUUUUACCUUAAGGAUAUAAGCACUUAAGAGAAGUCUAUAAUAACAAGCAAAAGCUGAACGAUGAUUUCCUGUUACCGGGAACUGCUGAUUUAAAGAUAAUUAUGAAAUGCAAAUAAAUGCAACUGUGCAAAUAUUCUCAUAAUCAGUUCUUUGAACUUUAUCCAGCCUCACUUAUUCACAAUCUGACAUUCUCCUGGCUUCCUCCACAGAGUUAAGUAUUCUAAUAGUAUCAAGGAGAUGGUGGUUCUAUUUGCCACUGCAAUUUACAGAAUUGGAUUAAAAGUUGCACCCAAUGAAACUGAUCCACGCAUUCCUAUGAUGACUUGGAGCACAUGUGCGUUUACUAUCCAGUGUUUAGGUAAAUCAAAAAUAGAAUUCCUUUCACAAUUGGAUUUCAGCUUUUAUUAUAUUAGACAUGAAAAUAGCCAGGGUUUUAAACUUGAAAAUAUAAGACAGCUACUACAACGCAGUUUCUAAAAUACUGUUAUAGGGCAAAUCCUAUAUAACAUGUACAAAUACUGUACAAAAAUCAGACUUUUACAGUCCCCAUUAUCAAGCUAUCCCAUUUAAAAUUGACAGCAAAAUGCUGGGGUCCCCAAAAUGGCAAAAGGUUGGAAUGCUUUGUUUUAAUUUGAGGAAGUGUUUUCAAGAUCUGCUUCUUGUACUUAUUUGACUAAUGCUAUGGGCAUUUGACUAUUUAACAAGUCACUUCAAAAUCUAUUUUAGUUGGGAAUGCUCAGUUCCCACAGACUGCAAAAUGGCACAGUAGCCUAUAUUUUAUUUGCUCUAGAAUUGAUAUGAACACUGUGUUCAGACUUGGAAGCAAGCAUACAGAUGUGUGUGUGUUCCCUGAAAUAGUAAAAAUUAGAUACUUUCAUUCAAAGACAUUGCUCCAGUUUGUUACCUCUUUCCAUAGAUCAAAUGUUAAUUAAAAUGAACAGUAAGCUAAAAAGAGAUUGAAAGCCAAAACAAGCAGGUUCCUUAACUUACUGGAAAACUGAAAUGCAAAACAUUUUGACAUGACUCACUACCAGCUUUGUUUCUUUUUCAGAGAAUCUUCUGGAAGACGAGGGCAAGCCUUUAUUUGGUUCUCUGCAAAACCGUCAGGUAGGAACAAUAAAGGAUGUAAUUGUUAAGGUAAAGGUAAAGGGACCCCUGACCAUUAGGUCCAGUCAUGGCCGACUCUGGGGUUGCAGCGCUCAUCUGGCUUUAUUGGCCAAGGGAGCCAGCGUACAGCUUCUGGGUCAUGUGGCCAGCAUGACUAAGCCACUUCUGGCGAACCAGAGCAGCACACGGAAACGCCGUUUACCUUCCCGCCAGAGUGGUACCUAUUUAUCUACUUGCACUUUGACGUGCUUUCGAACUGCUAGGUGGGCAGGAGCUGGGACCGAGCAACGGGAGCUCACCCCGUCGCGGGGAUUCAAACCACCGACCUUCUGAUCGGCAAGUCCUAGGCUCUGUGGUUUAACUCACAGUGCCACCCACGUCCCACAUCAGUUAUUUAUUUAAUGGAUUUAUUUAUUGACUUUAUAUACUGACCCAUACCCAGAGGUCUCAGUGUCGUUCACAGAAAAGAUCACAAUAUAUAAAAUCAGAGCAAGAACAAUAACCCAAUAACAUGCCCCCCCCCCCAAGAGCCACAUUUUAAAAGGGUAUAGGAUGUCCAUCAGGUCAACCAAAGGCCUGGUUAAAAAGGAACGUUUUUGCGUGGUGCCUAAAGAUGUACAAUGCAGGCGCCAGGCGAACUUCCCUGGGGAGAGCAUUCCACAGACACGGAGCCACUGCAGAGAAGGCCCUGUUCUCGUGUUGCCAUGAGGUAAGGUCCUAAUGUGCCGCUAUAGGUAGACUAUUGAGCACAGCAACUACAUUUAUUACACUUCUUUCAUAAACUAGUUAUUCACAUAACACGCUUCCAAAUGUAGGGGUGGUGCAGGGUAGGACUUGCGUUUAAUGAGUGUGUUUUAUAGAAAUAUAGAAAUACUUUAUUACCACUGUACCACAAGUAGAAAGUUCAGACAAAAAAAUUAAGGAAUACUUCGGUUCCAGUGCUGGGGAACCUAUGAUUGGCAUCCAGUGGUAUCCUUCUGGCACAGUGGACUUUGGCUUGUGCAGUAGGAUUUCCCCUUCCUCUCAAAUGCUGCCUUAACCACAUGGAGCAGGUUUUUGGGGGUUGCUCAGGGGGUUCAGGAAAGGAGAGAAAGGGGGACUUCCUUGCAUUUGCUCGCUUGACAUUGGAUAUUGCCUGAUGUAUUGUCUUAUUCGUGUGCUCAGCAAGGCUUUGAACUUUGAUUAUCUCAAGUCAACAGUCGGCCUAGCGACACAAUUAAACAAAACAAGUAAGUUUGAAAACUCUGGGCUAAGGAUUCUGUUCCAGAGGAUUGGCGAGGGCGGGGUGUGUGUGUGUGUGGAGAUCAGGUAUAUGUAACCACUGGACCAUUGCUUAAGUAGUUGCUCAGGCUAUGUCAUAUAUAAUUUUCCAUCUGACAUUUGUUUUGGCAUUUGUUAAUUGCUAUGCAGGAGUUUGCAAUCCAAAUGCCAUCUUCUUUACUUGCCUUUUUCCUCCCUUUCUGCCUGUAAGGAGCCCAGGUCCUGGCUGCUAUCUCCAGCCACUAGAACCCAAAUAUUUUUAGAGAAUAGGGAUGGGAAGCAUAGCCCUCGUCUAACCAAACCUUUCUCCUUUAUCUCCUCACCCUCUAGCACAGUGGUCUUAAAGCAUUGCUGCAGUUUGCAGUUGCUCAGAGGAUUACAUUGCCACAAAGCCUGAUCCAGCAACAUCUUGUACGUCUCCUAGGAGGUAACAUGGUGUUUUUUACCCCCAUUAUAAGUUUUGGAAAUAAGUAAAGUCUUCUUGGAAAGAUUCCUUCUCUAAAACAGUAAAAUAUUUUUCAGAUAAGAGGCAUAAGCUUUUAUGGGUUUUUAUUUUUCGUCUAGUAAGCUUGAAGAAACAAGAAUUGACAAAGGGGGGAGCAGGGAAUCUCACAUCAUUACAAACCCUUUCUUUGCAAUCUGUUUUACUGAAAGCAGACAGUCAGAAUUUCCAUAUAAUAUAUAUUUUGCUCUUGUAGUUCUUCUGCCCAGUUUAAAAGUGGAAGACACACCAUCCCUUCUAGACGUGGAUCUGUUUCAUGUUUUGGUAAGUGUGUGUAGACUUCUCUUGGCAAUGAUGCUCUUAAAAGUUUGAGAUUGUGUGCAGAUAUUAGUUCCAUGGCUUGUACAGUCUGGAGUCAUGUCUGUAACAGUUCCUGGGGGGUGGGCAGUCCUUUGUGGGAAUUACCUUGAGAGUGCCUUUGAUUCAUUUUGGAUUUGACUUGUGUUUGUUUCCUAAGCCUUAUGUAAAAAAUGCCCCUGCAAAUGGACAGUUUAAUUUGUGAUGAGUGCCAGGCCUAUCAGUGUCUUAUUUCCUUUUUAGGUUGGUGCUGUGUUAUCAUUUCCGUCUUUGUAUUGGGAGGAUACUGUAGACUUACAACCUUCAUCGAUCAGCUCUGCCUGUAACAAUCUCUACCUCUUCCACUUGGUCACUAUGGCACACAUAACCCAAAUUAUUCUCACUACAACUACAGGUGAUGGUAUCUUUUGUGUUUAGGUUUUUCUAGAUAACAUAAUAAAGUACUUUUAGAUGUUUCGGCAGGAGGCUUUUAUGCCUUCCAGUUCUCAAAAAUAGUUCCAUAUAUUUGUAUGGUAGAGUGUUCACCUGCUGACAUUCUAGGACCUAAGUGGCAAGGAAAAAGAUCUGCUGACAGUAGAGAUUUCCUUCAUGGGUCUUAAAAUUAUCCCUUGCCUCCAUCCAGCUAUGAAAUCCAAGCAUGGUUGCAGACACCUAACCCUUUCCUACGUCUAACAACUGUGUGGAGCAUAUAGGUGCUAUCCCUGAACUGAUGAUUUGUGUCUUUGCAAACAAAUCAGGCCCAUAAGCCAAAAACAAACCUUGGUUAUAGCUCUUGGCUUGUUUGGAGAGACACAAACCAUGAGCCUGGAUUUUAAUAUAAUGCUAAGCUAAACCUAGCAGCAUGGCAGGAGUGAUGGAGGCGCAAACCAGCCACAAGUUUUGCUCCAUGCUGUAGCAUGCUGCAUGAUUAUCUUGAAACCACAGUUUAACUUAACCAUGUUAUAAAGGGAUGUGUGAACCAGACCACUGGCUCCUGGUUUACAACAUAUCUGGUUAGAGCAGUUACUGUGUUCAUUGGCUAGGGCAGCUGUAUAAGGAUGUCAACAACUUGCUGGAAACUCCCAUACUGGUUAACUUCAUGCUGAACUACAGCUUUUGAUUUCCCACCUGUCAUUGCACAUGCUUAUAUUAAUGCUUUUAAAGUUCCUCUUUUUAUACGGAACUUUUCCUCUUCUUCAUUGUCUUGAGUUUAACCAUUGUGAUUUAGAAGACUGGGUCUUAUAUCUCCAAAACUCCACUUGCUUGGUUCCAUAAUUUUAACUGGGUAUCUCUGGUAAAGUAGUGAUUAAAUAAAGGGCCUGAAAAGAGACAGCAUGAAAGCUACUUCAUCUACCUACUUUUGUGUGUUAUUUGUCAGCAAGCCGAAUGUGAAGUUGGUAAGCAUGUUGUUCCAACAAAAUCAGCCCAUGUCUACACCGCUGUUUCACGCUAGUCAACAGCAUCAGGACAUCUGCCCCAGCAAUAUUAUCAAGGUGGUGACUACAAGUUCCAGCCUGCCUUUUGAUUUGCAUAGAUGUCUUCUGGACUUUAAGGUUAAUUUCCCCCCCCUAGCCUGGCAUUGUGGAGUUGAGGCAAAUUAUAGUCCACUUCUAUGCUCGUCCUGGAUUUAGAAGUGACUUGGGACAUGCUGUUUCUCCCAUGCACGUUGCUGGCAUUACAUAAAUAAGUAAAUAUUAAUGUAAAAAGAGUGGAUCGUUAUAAAAGAGAAAAAGUACCCGAAAAUUUGUAAAUACUAUUAAGGGAAAAGACCAAAUAUAUUUAAAAUUAUUUUUUGCACAGAGUGCCUGUCUGCACAAGUACAGCAUGACAGUGAGGAAGCACGAGCAGCUGAUUCUUUCUGUAAAGAAAUUUGCAGGUACACAAGUGGGUAAGUAGCUUCUCUGCAAAGUUUUGAUGGAUAAGGAGUGCAUUGUGUUGAAUCCCGCUCCUUUAUUAGGACAAACAAAAUGUCACAAAAUAGUGUGCUAGCUUUAUGGUUCUCUAGAACUCUUCACUAGGGUAGAUGGUAAACAAAGCUGAGGAGGGGAGUUUAAAAUGUGGCUGGCUGUAAAACAAUAGAGUCUGCAUCUGGUCAGAGUCUUAAGAUGGAAUAUGGGAGGGAAGUAUCAAGUAUUCCAGUGAGGUUGUGAGAGGUGCUGUGCAGGUUUGAAGUUGCACCUAAGGCUUCUGGAAGACGGAAUACAUUCACCACCAGCCAAGUAUCCCACUCCCAUCCCCAAACCUUGCUUUGUUUGUAAUCUAGACCAGCUUUUCUCAACUUCAGGUGCCUAGAUGUUGUUGGACCAUCAUUCCUAGCCAGCACAGCCAGUGGUCAUGAGUUGUAGUUGUAGUUUUAGCCUGAUGAAGUGUCAUGGAGAAUUCAAAAGCUUGCACACAUUUUGUAAUGUUUUUCAUUGACUUAAUAAAAGUAUUGCCCUAAUACAAUUUGGGUUUUCUUUCUUUCUUAUGGACUAGCAUUGCUACCUUACUGUACUGAUGUUUCACAUUCCCCAGGAAAGAAGGGAGAAAGGUUGAUUAUCAAAUCAGGAUCUGACAUAGUUGUAAUACUAUGUGCAAAGUUCCUGUAACAGUUUUUUACUUCUACAUUUUAAAAAAACUGCCUUCAAGCUCUUGGGCAGGGGUAAAGAAACCUUUCUGGCAAGAGGACCUGAUCUUUACCUUCCCCACCUCUGAUGGGCCAAAGUUGACAGGCAGUCUGGGCCACUCACCUGUCAGUUACCUGACUGUCGAACUUCAAAGUGAACCGCAGGUUUUCAAACAGCGCAUUGUAAACAUCAUUGAGCAGGGAUAUUUACAAAUGGCUUUCAGAACACAAUCCCAUUUCUUCUUCAAACCACAGAGGUUUGAAGAAGAAGUGGGGAGGAUUAGAGGUGUGCUGUCCCCUGCCCAUCAGUUGAGAUAUUUUUGUAAUCCCUUCUCUGCAAAGCAUCCAUGUGUGUAUAUAUACAUUUGUGUGUGAGGGAGAUAUUGGUAUUUUAUUAAAAAGCAGCUUAACAAGUAUCUCUCUUUCAGUGAGUGAACUUUUUAAUCUUUACCAUUAAACCAUUUGUAUUUAAACAGUCAGGAAUUUAUAUCAUGUUUCAAAACCUGACCCAUGGCAGGACCUUCUUGGUGGUGGCUCUCCAUUUGUGGAAUUUGUGGUUUUCCCUCCCUGGUGAGGUGUGUCUGUCUCCUUCAUUAGUAACAUUCAGAGGGGAUUUUAAAAUAUUCCAGGCAAUUGAUAGCUGAAAGAUGCUUGCCUGGCAACCCUGAAAACAUUAAGUUAGGAAGAAUAUGUGACUCUUUUUCUAUGUUUUUAGAUGUACUUAAUGUUUUUCACUUUGUUUUUUAAUUGUAUUGUUUUUCUGCUUAGUUGCCACCCUGCACUCCUUUGGGAGGAAGUGCGGGAUAGAAUUUUAAUGAAUAAAUUAAAUGUUGUUGACAACCUAAGAUACUAAAUACACAUAUUCAAAUCUUUAUUGCAGUUGCUAUAGCCAAACAGUUGCAGGCUGGUAUUUGUGGGAUUGCAUUAAAAGGGGCAUCAUGCCCUACCUCCGUUGUGCUGCUUUGUUUUUCCACUAUUUGCUGGGAGUGCCUCCACCAGAAGAACUUUCAUCAGGUAAGUAGCAGAGCAUGGGAAUCUCAGCAUGCCAAGGUAACGCCAGAUUAAAAAUGUGCUGAACAGUAUCAACCACUACAAAAUGGUUUUCAGAAAGUUCUUUUGAUACAUAUUGAAAAAUCCUUCUCCAUAAAUAAUCUCUAGUUUAACAUUGCUCACCGGGGCAAGACUGUUUGAGCAUACAACACUAAUCCUGACUGCCACUCAGUUUCCAGGCCCAAUUCAAAGGGUUGGUGUUGACCUAUAAAGCCUUAAAUGCUCUGGACUGCCAUACCUUUAACCCCAGUGGUACAAGAUUGUCCUGGCCACACUCCCACUGCCUCUCUCAUACGAAGUGCUUUCUUCCCAGACCUUCAGUCUAAAUCUGCUCUUCCAUAACGGGCACAUCAGCACUAAGAAAUUCACACCCGACAAAGAGUAGGGGGUACCCCCAAAAUAAUUUGCUCCCACAGAGGCAGCUGUAGUCUUCCUUAACAUGGGGAGGUUACAAUUUGUGCAUUCACAACAACGGUUCACAUUGACUUACGGAGAAAAAUAACUGACAGAUUUCAAUGUGACUACGUACAUUCCCUCCACAGCAGCAAGAGUCUUAUCCAAAGUAGUUCCUGGCUGUCAUUCCAAACUGGCUAUUGUCUUCAUCUGAUAUAUUUUUACUUUAUAAAUCUGCACCGAGUAUUCACUUUUAACAGAAAAAAGGGGUUUUUUUAUGUUAGUUGCUGCACUUGAAGGUACGUCUAACAUCUUUUUCCUUUGCAGUUUCAGAAGAAGGCCAAUUCAAGGCACUUUGUGGAUACUUGUCUCUACCCACCAAUCUGUUCUUGCUUUUCCAAGAAUAUUGGGAUACUAUAGAGCCCUUGCUCCAGAGGUAUGACUGCUGCUGGGAGAAAAAUAUGCGUGUUUUUUCAGGUUCUCACAUAGAGCAUAUGAUUGUCCCAACAUCCAGAAACUGUUGGCUGGGUGAGAAAGAGUGGGCUGGGAACCGCAGAGUGCAGUGGAAUUGAGACUGUCUAGUCUAGCCUUUGUCAACUUGGUGCCCUCUGGAUAUUUUGGACUACAAUUCCCACCAGUCUUGGCCCUCACAGUUGGCUAGGGGUGGUGGGAGUUAUAGUUCAGGAUGUCCAGUGGGGAACCAGGUUGGCAAAGGCUGCUCUAAUCUAACCCCCUGCCUCAAAGUGGGAUCAUUUAGCCACCAUCAUUGCACAACUUAGGCCACUGUGUGUUGUGACCAUAGGUAAGCCAUAUGAAGCUGUCUGUUGAUCCAGAAGACUUGGAACAAGUUUGCAAAGUUGCACUGGGGUAAAAGGACAGACCCAGAAAUGUGAUGGAGAUGGGCUGUGAGGAUACAGAGUGUGUUGAUGUGUCUUUCUGGGUAGAACAGGCAUAACCUAAAUACAGGCAGCCCAACAUAUUUCAGCUUAACUGUGUUAAAUAUUAGUUAUUAUAUUAUAUUGUAUUGUAUUGUAUUUAUUAUAUUAUAUUAUAUUAUAUUAUAUUAUAUUAUAUUAUAGCAAAACGUAGUUUUCUAAAAAUUAAGUGCCUGGUUCUCAUUUGUUAUCUGAGCACCUUUGUAUCAAGGGAGAUGGUUCUGCCUUUGUUUAUGGCCUUAGGAAAAGCAAACACCUUUUGGGGGUUGCUGGCCAGUCAUACCGACCCAAAAUCUUUGUGGGCAUCCAGUGUGCCAAACUGAAAAUCAAAGUUGAAAUAUAUAAGAAAAUAAAAAAAAAUUGUCCAGUAGCACCUUAGAGACCAACUAAGUUUGUUCUUGGUAUAAGCUUUUGUGUGCAUGCACACUUCUAAUCUGUGACAGGAUUUAUUCACCACUUCAGGGCAGGAGAGGGAAUGAUUCCAGUUAUGAGUAAGAGUAGCAAAACACCAAUUUAACUGGUAGUUUUGGGGACCAAGCUAGCGAUGGACAGUACUACAAUAUAUUAUUGUCCUGAUGGAGAAUUUCACAUGCAGGUGGUGUGCGGCUCCAGCUGUACUCAGCUUUCUGAAGGGGAAAAGUAUUGGAAUAAGGUCAGUUUUACUUCUUCUGUUUUCCUGAAACAGCAGUCUUGGUUGCAUUUUAAUAUUUAGCAGUGUGUUUUCAUCAGUGCCCCUUGCCCCUUUGCUUUUAGAUAUAUUGCUCCCCCAAACGUCUGCUCUUGGGUAAAUACAGAAAUGUCAGGAGAGUAGAUAACCAAACUCCCACAAUAUUUCUGUUCUGAUAAGAACAGUAGUGCACAUGGCGCCAGCUACAUUGUGUGGAGAAGGUGGGUGAUCAGGACAGCCUUUCACACCACCUUCCUUGCCCAGCAGCUGCACAACAUCCCUGCAGUGCUGCCAGUUGGUUCUUGUUAUCUGGUAGUUGCUGCCACCACCCUGUUUUUAAGUCGUGUACAGCCCUAGAAACAAGGGGGAAACGCGGAACACCCAGUGAACUUAAAGCUUGCACCAGUAUGCCUUGUGCCUCCAGCCAAUUUCUUGCAGUUACGCAGAGCGUAAUGCCUGCUUUCUAGCCUUCUGUUUCUCCUUGGGAAUAUGGCAAAUUCCUGGCUUUACCACUCUGGCCCUAGACAUCUAAUAGCAUGUGACCCAAAGUGAUCUAGGCACGUGGCAGUCACACACUGAUCUGACCAGCCCAAUUGUGAAACUUUUAUUAGAAAUAAAGGCGAAAGCAAGCAACAGGUCAAACAGAACACACAGUGAACCAGAGUGCUAAUCCUAGCUUGUCCUCUGCAAUAUACCGUAUUUUUCGCUCUAUAGGACGCACUUUUUCCCCUCCAAAAAUGAAGGGGAAAUGUGUGUGCAUCCUAUGAAGCGAAUGCAGGCUCCUUGGCUUCGCGGCGACGCGCCUGUCCUGGAAGCCGGAGGAGGAACAGAAGGGUCUCCUUCUGUUCCUCCUCCCGCUUGGCAGCGACGUGCCUGUCCAGCGAAGCCCGAGGAGGAACAGAAGGGUCUCCUUCUGUUCCUCCUCCCGCUUGGCAGCGACGCGCCUGUCCAGCGAAGCCCGAGGAGGAACAGAAGGGUCUCCUUCUGUUCCUUCUCCAGCUUCGCUGAAGGGCGCUGCGCCUUCUCCCUCUCUGCGCAGCGCCUCUCCUGUGAAAGGAGGGGCGCUGCACAGAGAGAGAGAAGGCGCAGUGCCCCUUCAGCGACGCACCUGUCCUGGCUUCUGCUUUAGCCCUGCGCAGCCUCUUUGGGCAGGGGGAGCCUUCAUCCCGCUGCCCUGAAGAGGCUUGGCGCAGUUACCCCAGAAGCCAGAACAGCCACACGGUAUCCCAGAAGCCAGAUCCCUCUUGCUGUUCUGGCUUCUGGGGUUCAGAAUAAUUUUUUCUUGUUUUCCGCCUCCCAAAACUAGGUGCACCCUAUGGUCCGGUGCGCCCUAUGGUGCGAAAAAUACGGUAAUUUCCCUAGACUGCUUACUCAUAGGCUGAAUUCCGUAUAGCAAGGUUCUGAUGUAUAACUAUCACUUGCAAGCUCCUACUGCAGAGAUCAUAGCUGUCUUUGUGUCAUCAGCCUUUGCAAAUUUUGGAUGAAAUGUGAACGUUUUAAAGUUCAGCAGAAGAGUACUUGGUUUCUUUGAUGUGCUUUUGUAUCCUGGAGUAUCGUAAUUCUUCUUACUUGACUUAACUAGGUACCCAAGAAAAAGAAAUAAAUUGGUAGAGCUUCCAGAAGACUACAGUUGCCUUCUCAAUAAAGGCUCUCAGUUUAGGUGAGAAUUAGAAGUUUCUUUUGUGACUUUUUACAGAUUUGUUCUUCAUAAAACUGCGUUCUGUCUAAGCGAUCAAGAUAUGUUGCAUAAUUGUGCCAAGAGAAUAAUUUUAAGGUAGACACAGUGCUUUUUUUCUGGGUGGGUGCAGGGAUACGUAUACCCCUAAACAUUUUGUAAAUCUAAGUUUGGCCUCAUUGAUAAUAAUAAUAAUAAUAAUUUAUUAUUUGUACCCUGCCCAUCUGGCUGGGUUUCCCCAGCCACUCUGGGUGGCUUCCACAAAUACCACAAAUACACUAAUAAUUGAGGGGCAGUAUUUCAAUAUAAGUAGGAAAACAAGAGUACCCCUAAACAUUUUUUUAGAAAACAAGCACUGGGUAGACAUAUAUAGCCUUUUUUAAAAAAAUUGGAAAAGCAGCACAAUUUGAUUGUGCAAAUGGCAUUGCAAAAAAAAUUAAAAGUUGUAAAUGGACUUUGUUCAAAUAUCAGGUUCCCCCCUUGCAGUUUAAGUUUAUAAAAGCUAAAGUGGUCUUUAAAUUUUGUAUAUAUGGAGAAAUUUGUCUGAAAUUGUGUAUAAAACCAAUGGUUUGGAAGCACUGAUUCCUUUUAGCUGUAUAUUAUACAAUUUUCAUUUUAGGAUAAGGAGAUAUUAUUACCACUGGAGUAGUAACAGGUCAUACUGACUAAUAAAAUGGUUAAACUUGUGCAAUAUUGUUAUUUUAUCAUGUUCAGAAUUUGCAAAGUGCAUUGGAAAUCUCGCUUGCCCAUCACAACAUUUCUGAAGUGAAUUAUUUAUUUUAUUUAAAAUAAUUUAUAAGCCCCUUAAUAUAUUUAAAAUCUCUAGGUGGUGUACAGUGUAAAAACAAUAAACAAUAUGAUUACAACUUCCAUUCCCAUUGGGCUCAGACAUUAGAACGAUAUAUGGUUUUGCAUUCCAUCUGAACCUAAGCCACGCCUCCUCAGUCUUGCAUUCAAAACCCUGGAAGUAACUUUGAAGCAUAAAAUUCUAUUUUAAUUUGAAUGGCAUGCUAGUUUCAGAAUUAUUCUAGCUAUUUUUUCUGUACAUCAGCUGGUGUACAUCUGGAGGCAUCCCAUUAGAAAAAAGGAUAUUUUAUCAUCAAGUUUCUAAAGAAGGCCUGAUAAAAUGAAAGUUAGCAAUGAAACAGGUUUUUGUUCACAAGCCAUCUUGGCAAAUAAUGUCCUUGUCACGUUUUUGUUCUCUAAUCUCCCUCUUGGUUCCAAAUGUCAUUCUCCAGUUAACUUUACCUUUCCAGAUGCCCUCGAUCCUCUGAUGAUGAAACCAAGCACCCCGUGUUGUGCUUGUUCUGUGGGGCUAUGCUAUGCUCUGAAAAUACCUGCUGUCAGGAGCUGGUGAAUGGGGAGGAGCUGGGAGCCUGCACUUCACAUGCUGUCCACUGUGGGGCUGGAGUGUGCAUUUUUCUCAAGUAGGUAACAGAGUAGAGUGUAAAGCCCAUUGAAAUUAAUCGGAAGGAUGGGGUGUUGAUGUGCCAAAUGCCACGCUGAUUUUUCUUUUAGACUAUUACAAGAACAUUACAGUCGUACCUUGGUUGUCGAACUUAAUCUGUUCGGGGAACCGUUCAAAAACCAAGGCACGGCUUCUGGUGGGCUGCAGGAGCUUCCUGCACUCAAUCAGAAGUUGUGGAAGCUGUGUCGUUGGCUUCCAAAGAACGUUCAAAAACCGAAACACUUAUGUCCAGGUUUUCGGCAUUCGGGAGCCAAAACGUACAAGUACCAAGGCGUUCGACAACCAAGGUAGAUUGUACUUAGAUAGGAAGAGAUGAACAUUGGUUUUAGCUUGUUUAUUUCCCAUAAUACAAUUUAAAAUACUAGAGCUUGUGAUACUUGGGAAUUUCUUUAUCUUUAGGAUCGGAUCAUCUUAACCUAAAUCAUAAAAUGGGACUGACUACAGAGGUCUCGUGUUUCUUUUUAAUUCCUUACACUAUAGCCCAGAGCUGCUCAUUAAGGGCAGAAAUGUUUUUUGUGCUAUAAUUAUCCAUAUAGUACCCUGAUCUGGUCAUAGUAACUCAGCAUUCUACCGUUCACACAUUUGAAUUCAGGGAAUUGAGUAGUUUGUUCAUUUUCUCACCUUCCCGGAAAGUCUGCAUACAAAAGGAUAUUGGAAAUUGUUGUUAUCUGUCUCAUGAUACAGUAGAGGAUACAGUGGGGGAGUGCGCCUUUGGGGGUGAAGUAAAGCGUUUGGAAGGUUGCAGUGCCUGUUGUGUCUGUAGAGACUGAUGCAGGAGAGACAUGUUUUGUUGCAGCUGGGGCAAAUUAAAGUGUCUGUGCUGCUGCAGAUGCACCAUGGCGUUUCUUCUCUCUGCGUUCAUACCAGCGGUCAUUCCUCCUCUGGUCACUGCCAAGGAUACUGCUAUGUUGGAAAUAUUAGGCUUUAAAUAGGCAACACUAUUUACUGUGUUUACUUAUUCUUCAAAGUGAAUGGUGUACUGAGACCACUGCCAUCUUGGGGACUUUCUCUUUAACAUAACUGUUUCUUUUUUAGAAUCAGGGACUGCAAAGUUAUCUUAAUAGGAGGGAAAACCAGAGGCUCUUUCUAUCCUGCACCAUAUCUAGAUGAAUAUGGAGAAACAGACCCAAAUCUGGCGUAAGUAGAUGCUUUGCUCUGUUGCCUAGGAAAUUUCACUUUGCUGCUUUUUAUGUUAUCUUAUUAUGCUUUUUCACUACAAUUAUCUGAUGCCAAAAAUCUGGCAAAUAGCCUUCUCUUGGUGUUUUAAAGUAACUGUUUGGAUGCCUUCUGACUGUUCUUAUCCUUUUCAACAUAAACGUGCAUUUACAAUGCCAGUAACUUGUUGUUUGACUGCUUAACAACAGAGGCUUUUGUUGCUAGCAAAAGUUCUUUGGUGAGACUGGUGGCUAGCCAUAAAUGCAUUUCUUUGCGAGUUAACUGUGAUUAUUCCCUGUUAGUAGCUAGCAUGUUGUACAUACACCAACCUAAAUACGUCAGAAUAAAGCAAAGUUAAAAGUACUUGCCACUUACAGUUUUCUCAAACCCUAAUGUGUAUAUUCUUCUUGUUUCUCUUCCAAAGGCGAGGCAAUCCUCUGCAUUUGUGUCAUGAAAGGUACAGGAAACUCCACUUGCUCUGGCAGCAACACUGCAUCAUAGAAGAGAUUGCCCGAAGCCAGGAAACUAAUCAGAUCUUCUUUGGAUUCAACUGGCACCUGCUCUGAGUGUCAGACUCUUCUAGCUUACUAUGACUGAGUCUCUUUAAAAUUUACACAUGAAAUAAUAAGAUGCUUAUUUUAAGGAGAAAUCCCUAGCCCACUAAACUAAACAGUUUUUGGUGGGUGAACUUUGCUUAGAGAAAUAUGCAUGCACACAACCUCUCAGUGUGAUUAUUGAUUGAUCAGAACCAGAAAUUGCUGGGUUCUGUAGAAGCGGGUUGGUCAGUGGAUGUCUUUGGGGAAUUACUUUUCCGCCGGAGUCUGCUUUUCAUAGGACUAAUUUAGGUGCUUCAAUUUUCCGCCUGUCAUCUUUCGAUGAAAGGAUCAGAUAAUAUUUCCCUUCAUGUAUAUCAGCAGCAUUUCAGAACAGAACUGCUAUUACUUAAACGGCUCCAGUGCAUCUGAAUAUGAGAACAAUGUACUUAAACCUAUUUAAUCCUUCCUCCCACAACUCUGCAUCUGGCUUCUUCCUCCAGUUUAGCAACACUCAGAGUAGCCACACCCUGUGACUGGCUGGUCUGUGACUUAUUCUUAGGGGAAGUAGUGUUACCAGGCAUCUAGUAAUCCAUAGGAACAGUGUGAUGAUGGAGCACAGAGGGAAUUUUAGAAGUUACUGAAAAUGCUUUGAGGCUUGUGAGCACCCAUUCACUCAUUAAGUCACCACAAAAGCUUCCAGUUAGCUUUAAUGCAACAGAAAGUCAAUGUUUUGCUUUUGGCAUAGCCAGAUGAGCACCUUGUAACUGUAGUUGUUGUGCUCUCCAGCAUUGCAGCCCAGGAGUUUCGCUACCUGCUUCUAUGGGUAGCCAGAUGUUCCCCAUAGCAAUCUUUCUUACUGUGGACCAUCAUAGGCCCCAGACUGCAGCAAAAGAAGCCAUUUAAAUGAGCACCUGAUCUCAAGCAGCUACUAAUACCACCUUAGAGGUUAAUAGGAACAAUAAAACAAAAAUGGAAAUUAGUUCAGUGUGUGUACAAAGGGCUUUUCAUUCAAUUUUAUGUUUUUGGUUUUGUGGGAGACUUCAGUGACUGCAUGUUGUCUGGUUUCAUCAUGCUGAUUCCACAAACAAGUUGUUUUCAAUAGCUCUCGAGGCUGCCCCAUUUAUAGAAGUUGAUAUUGAAAUGUUGUAGUCACAUCUUCCUUGUAUAUUGAUUAUAGCCAUAACUAUGUCAGAGGGACAUAGUGAUGAGAGAGGAAAAACUUUCCCAAUAAGCCUUUUGUAACUAUCUCCUUCAAGGAAACAUCCCCUUUUUUGUCUUAAAAGUUAAAUUAUCCUGAUGGUGCAUUUUAUUUGUGUACUCUAGCCUUCCUACUUUCUUUUUGGAGUCUUUUGUGUAUAUUUAAGAUUUUAAGAGUGAGGAUAAGAAAAUGUGUGGGUUUGUGUGCGAGAAAAUAAAUGUUCUGAGUAUUUGGGAAAACCCGCGUCUCCAUUUGGCAAAGAAAGAAGACAUGACAGACAGUGAAAUCCAAAGAUAGGAUUUCACAUUUCAUAUUGUAUAAAUCCUAAUUAGUGCACUGAUGAGUUACCACUGUUCAUAGGAUAGUUUAUAGGGUGGAGCCAAGUGGAGCCAAGGCAGCCACACUUACCUGAUAUCCUGGCAGUGGAGUCUCUGCUGCCUCCCCAGGAGUGGGAGGGGCAAGGCAACAUGGAGGUCAGCGCUGUGCGAAUGCACUGGCAGAGCCACUAUGGCAUUUACACAGCACUGGUUUUCCUGUUGCCUUGCCCUUCCCAAUUUCCCUCCUGGUCAGCAGCAGAGACUUCACUGCCGAGUGGUAAAGUAAGCACCACUGCUCCACCCCACUGUCUGCUUCUGAACUACAGUGAGUUAUACUUUUAAAUUAUGUUUUGGUACCUAGAUAAUUUCUUCAAAAUCUUUGUUUGCUUAUCCACUUAAGUUUCCUUGUGCAUUUCAAAUAGCGUUUAGAAUAUUGCCAUGAAGAUUUUGUUUUCUUGGAUAGUUUUCUGGGUAUGAAAAAAUCUGCACAUAAACAUCAUUUUGGAAAAUUCCAAACAGAGGUUUACGCUGGUUAUAGAGGGGGAAACAGUCGCUGCAAAAACAUGUGUGCUGAGAUUACUGCAAAAUGUUCCAGAAGCACUGCAUGGUAAGAAGAGAUUAGAUAGUGUUCAUGGUGUCUUGGUCAUGUUCACUCUACUGUGAUAUGUUUUGAUUAUAUAUCCAUUUGCUCAUACUAUUAUACUUUGGAUUUAAAAGGGGAACUGUGCUUGGACUUGCCUUGCCACUGUAGAUUUAGCACGUCCUCAGUGGUAGCUCUGUGUUAGUGCAGGCGGAUCUCACCCUGAUUUGGACAUCCUGCUCUAUUUUUCUGGGGUGAGUGGUUCUCACGCAUGGAAGAAUCACUUCUCUUCUCCCAAUCAAAAAUAGUGAUGUAGGAAGAUCCCUCAUUCAGCAUGGUAACUGCAAAGAGAGGCUUGUAAACAGAUGCCUAAUGAGGAGAAUGUGAGAGCUAACUUCACUGCGAAGUUCUCAAACAAUGGAUUGGUUCUUGAAAACAAUGAGCAUGAUUCAGGCACCACCUGAGUUCCAUUGGUUCAGUUAGAAAGUUAGGUGCAUUCUUGAUUUUGAAAUAGGAAAUCACACUUCAAAAUGCUUAACAUUGGCUGGAUUGUACUCAGCAAGAUUAAUUUUUAAUUCAGUUGCAUGUGAACACUGCUUUUUGCUGAAUUCAACAGUGUACAACCACAGCAGCUAGAGGUGAACAUCCCUAGUCCCUUAAAGGAAGCUAAACAUUCACCCAUAAGCAGAGGGGAGAGGAACGUAGGAAAUCCAAAAUGUGUGACUCCUUUUCUUGCUGAUCAGCCAGUAACUGGGAUUCUCGCUUUCUUGAAUGAGUGGGUCCUGUGCAGUCAAGCCCUGCUGUCUGAUCAGUUUGAGGAAUAAUGCAGGCAGUUGAUGUUUGUGUGCAGUUUCCUACCCAGCUAAGGAUACACAUAUAGGAAUAUAGCUGAACAGUGUUUACUCCAGUGAUCAGGUUUUUUGUUCCGUUUACUCUGAUUUUUUUUAAUAACCUGACUUGAGAAAAAUCAGAGGCAAAAUGAACAAACUAACUUCUGUUCUUAUGUGUUCUGUUCUUUUCUAGCAAAUAAGCUCAUGCACAGAUGAGAGUGAAUGGUCAUUUUUAGUUUCAUUAAUUACUAUGCAGUUUAUCUCACUGUGAGGAUUAUUUGUAUUUAGUGAACACACAGUGCUAAUGCCACUGACAGGAAUCAUAAGGAAGAUGAAUGGAAUUUUAUUUACAUACAUGCAUAUAUUGUUAUCCUUUAAUUGCAAAAAUGUAAAUUUGAGCCUUGUAUAAUGUUCUUGUCCUUUUAAAAUAUCUUGUAUCUGUAUAUUUAAAAAGGAAAUAAAGUAACUUCUCAUAC